Messenger RNA from Pelobates cultripes (western spadefoot toad), 58708 nucleotides. NCBI's taxonomy places the organism in Eukaryota, Metazoa, Chordata, Amphibia, Anura, Pelobatidae. The record is from the annotation of a GenBank genome assembly.
AUGCAUCCACAGAGGUAAGAUUUGAUUAUUUUUUCACUGUGUUACAUUUAAUUACUAUCUUUUUUUUUGGACAUACAAAUUGUGCUUUUGUAGGUUACAUCAGCCCGGUUUGUUGCGCCCAUAUCACCUAUGAUCACUUUAUUCAACUGUUUAAAUCUGCUCUCUUGUGUCACAUGGUUGCCAGCCAUUAGCCAUUGAUUGCUGUAAAGGUAGUGUGGAGUUUGGGGUGGGAGGGAGACACUCGAUGAACUAAGUUUACUUCUAAAGAGUGCUGUUUUUUUUUCAUCAUUGGACACCCUCCCCCCCUGAGAAGGAGCCCUGUCUCUCUGCGUACAUUAUUGUCAAUCUCUGUGUCACAUGCUGCUGGAGUUAACAUGGAUGCCAAGAUUAGAAAAAGCCUGAAAAUGCCAAAACGGUCAGCAAAGGAAACUGGCAAACUGAUCUAAAGGCAAGUUUAACCUCUACUUGUCACUGGAGCAAAAAGCUAAUUCCAGGAAUCACAUUUUUUUUUGUAAACCGAGUAGGAGGAUCUUAUGAACACAAAUGUUUGACAUCGAUUUGGGGCCUAGCUUGCAUUUUGGAUUUUUGAAGCCUCACUCCUAAAGUUUUUUUCUUAAUUUUCUUAUUUGCUAUUUAAAAAAAAAUAUUGUUACGUACACUGUGGACUACGUAUACUGGCUCUUGCUCAUAAAUAUAUAUUUUUUUUUCUUUUUCUACUGGAAUACAAUAUUUAAAAAAAUAUAUAUUUUUUUCUCUAAAUUACAAACACUCAUCAAUUUUAAGUAUGACACAGAAUCCAAAUUACACGGAUGACACACAGUAAGUACUAUCAUUACCAAAUGUUUAUGGUUUACACAUUGUCUUGUUUUGGGAUACUUUGUUUGCAAUCUAGGUUUACAUUUUAGCAGUUGUUUGCAUUUUAUACUGUUUUCUUUUAUCCUGCAUGGUCACAGCUACAUAGAAUAAUGGACUGGGUAAAAAAACAAAACAAAAAAAUAACAUAAAAUGUGUCACCUAAUUUAACCCUUUCAGUGCUGGAGAGGCCUAGUGUACAUUUACAUUCCAUGCUUCUAGACCUCUCUCUGCGCAAAGGGUUAAUUCUAGUUUGCUGGUUCAGACACUUUAAACCCCUGGAAGGUUUCAAGGUAAGUAAAAUAGAUUUUUAAUUGAGGAUUUUUGUGGUUUUUUUUCACUCUCAAGAAGCAAACGUAUAAACAUAUUUUUUCUUUUUUGGAGACCUCAUCAGUUUCUGAUCAGAUGGGGUUGUGGGGGAAACCUUUAUAAAUGUUUUGUUUUUUUUUGUUUGUUUUUUUUAAAUUUCUCUUUGAUUAAUCUGCGUCUCAGGUUGUGUUGCCACUUCCUGUCGUUCACAAACCAUAUAACGCUUUUUUUUUCUUCUUUUUUUUUUAUCUUGGCUAUUUUAGUAAGCUGAGCUCAUUUCACGCAGCCCUGUUUUGCUUGGUCGAUUCUUUAGAUUCUAAAGGUCCUCAAUAAAACAUUCCAAAAAUGAAGGUCGCAUUGAGAUAAACUUUUUUUUUUUUUAUUGUAUUCUUUCUUUUUACCAGAUAUAAUUACGCAUUAACGUAAGUUGGCAUGCAUUGCACGUAACGAGUGUCUCCCAGUUUUGUCAUUAGGGACACAGUGUUGUUUACUAGGACACAUCUAUAACAUGCGCAUAUGUAAAAUAAAAAGAGAAUAUUGAUUGGUCUGGGGGGGUUUGUAAAGUAUCACUAGUCGUCUUAUCCACCCCCUCCAAGUCAUGGCCGGGCUGAAGCACAAAAGCCAUUCUUUCCAGUGAAGGGUAACUACCACACCACAGCUGUUGUUAAAAUAUAGGUCAUAUCAGCCUCAACCAGUCGGUGGAUGGCUAAGCCUGAUGUGAUUACUAUUCCAUCAUCACUUCACAUCCCUAACUGACCAUGUUUUGUGUUGUACAUCCUGUUCCUAAAGUAAAACCACUUCUGUUUUUCUGUUGCCAACUAAAUUAACCGUUUCCUCGGUUUUCUAGAAUAUUGCAAUUACAGAUUGCAUAUACAGAUAGACUAUAUCACGUUGCUUUUUUUUUUGUUAAUCCCCACUGGAAUAACGAUCUGCAGGCCUUCAAACACUAAGGGGAGUAAAGGUCAUAAGAUGGCGUCUGCUGUAUGAUUCAUAUCAGCUAAGCUGUGUGCUUCAUUGUUACAGUCAUUAUAAAAGAAAAUGGCAUAAUAAAGAAAUAUCCCCGGUGAAUUCACAGUUUACUUUCAACCAAUUCAAUAUUUUCAUCCCCCCCUGACCCCCCAUAAUUUUUCCUGUACAUAUCGAGGUUGAUUGUGGUCCCACAAAGAUGACUGGAGGGGCUGUCUCAACUCAUGGGCAAAGCAUUACAAAAUGGCCUCCUCUCCAUUUAUACCAUGCCUGACCAGUGAUCACUCACUUGGAAUAUUUUUUGCAGUUUUUUAAACAUUAUAUCCUUACACAAUGCCUCUUACACCCACGAUCACAGCUAGACUUUUGAAAUCACCAUUUUCCUUCUGGCCAUGUUGCCUAUUGGGAUAAAUCAACUUUUUAUAGUAUAUGGCUAGGCGGCCAUUUUCCUUGUACAACUGUUGGCAUUGGUUGCUGUAGUUAGUUAGGCCUUUAGGCCCAGUAAGGUGUAUUCACAGUUUAGGCAGUCCAAUGCUGCUGGUUUUAUUACCCCUCUCCGAUAAUUCUUGAAACGUGCUCUCCAUACAGGACUCCAUUUUGUCUACCACAUCGGCCAUUUUAGUUUCUGUCUAAACAGAUUCUAUUGGCGGUUACUAACUUGGUCAUGAUAUAAAGCAAUAGAGUUAAAUAUUUAAAGUAAUUGGUGCUUUUGCCAUAUGGAUUUUGUUUUUGAGUCUGACCAUUUCAGGGCUGUGAUGGCUAACACUAGCAACCCAAUAUAUUUCUGAUUCGCGUUACCCAUGAUGCUCAGCCAGCAUGUUCUAGUGCUCUAAAUCUCGACCUAGGGCAUCCAAUGAAUUAUUUUUGCAAAGUUUUUAAAGAUGUGCAGUAUUUAUUUGUGGAUUCGCUCAAACAAACAAUGAAUUUUGGUUUUCAUCUCACACAUACACCACCACCGGGAGAUAAAACAAAAAACAAAAACAAAAAACGCCUGCAUUGCACCAAGAGCAAAGAAAAUAUUUUCAAGGCUUCUUCAACCAGUCUGCCGCCCCUCUGCUGCUCCUACACCAAUGACGGCACAGAGGUGGCUGCAGAUUGACAGCUGCAAACAUAGAACAGGGAUAAGGCCUUCUGGAAUAUUCUACCAGCAAUGUUUACUUGACGUCAGGGCACUCAGUUCCUCUGAUCUUGUUCGUAUGUGUUUCUAAAGGGAGUGGUGUCUCACAGCCAAGCAUUUAAAACCUGUUUUGGUUUUAACAAUGGUUUUAGAAUGUUUCAAGGUUUUCUUUUUGCAUAUUGCUGAUGGGAUUCUUUUUUUUUUUUGUGAGAAAUAAAACUGCAUAAUAAAUCACUAGUGGGAACUAGUGGGAACAUUUUGACUCUUCAUUGGUUUUGAUUGGGGUCAAUAGGUGACGUAGGUGCGUCUAGAAUAUUCUUUUUGACCUGCUAAUGCUGUUGAUUUUGUAUUCCCCAAUCAUUGGCCUAUUACACCGUGUCGUCACAUUGUGCAGUCAUGGAUUACCAAAUACGUUGGAGAUUGGAAUAACAAGUCUUACUGAGUAUAUUUCUGAGUGGGUUGUAGUUAAGCCAAAAUUGACAGUUGGACAGAUUGGCAAAUCCUCUGGACAACACCCUCUGUAGCAUGCGUACAUGACGACACCUACUUUUCAUGCAUGUCUGUAAUCCUUAGACAUGGCGUACUUUACAAGUUAAAGACACAUUUGGCAUGUACGUGGGCCAGCUCAGGGCAGUCAGACUGGAGCUACGACUCGUGGUCCAGCUUGUGGCUGCCAAUCUGUCACUCAUCGUACAUAUUUCAAAUUUAUAAGCAAACAGGCCAGACCCUCUUAAGAUCCUUUUUUUAACUGGACUAUGCAGUGUUUAGAGUACACUCUCUGUUCAGCAAACAAAAUGGAGGAAGUGUAGGGCAUGCACACUGCAUUAUGAGAGUGUGCCUUGUCUUGUUUUAUUUUUUCUUGUGUUUAUAUUUGGCAGCUUGUACUGUAGUCUGAGCUUUUUGACAUCCCGAGACCUAAAUAAAGUAGUCAUAUAAAUAGAUUAAAAAGAACACUCGGGACACCAUAACAACUUAAGUUGAUAUGGUGCCAGGAGGUCCCUGGUGCUGGCUCACUGUAAGGAGUUAAACCGUUUUCGAAUGGUUUAACCCCAAAGUCUGUGUUCCAUUGCAGAAUCUCUCUGCCUCUCUCUCCUUCCGUUUUCUCAAAAUCUUUAAACUGGAAGGCUUUUGCAGAAUCGGCAACAGCCAGCUGAUGCUCUCAGCCAAUCCGUAACUUUCGAUUCAUAAAACUGGCUUGAAAUAGAUUAGCUUCUUAUCAAGACAGUUUUAUGAAUUGGCAGUCCCUGAUUGGCUGAGAGCAUCAGCUGACCGUUGCCCGAUUCUGCGAGACCCUUCUGGCUUAAAGAUUUAGAGAAAACUGAAAGACAGAGAAGCAGGGAAAUUCUGCACUUGAUCACAUACUUUCGGGCCAAAAUCGUUCGUGAUGUGAGUCAGCACUAAGGACUUAUUGGCACCAUAAGAACUUAAUUUAGAUGAAGUUGUUAUGGUGCCCAAACUGGUCCGAUAACGUUUGUUUUUUUUCAGGCUGCAAGCUUUUCGAUUUCCCAGGUCACAUUUGACUCCUGGUUCCUAAUAGCACCACGCCUCAGGAGGACAUUUGCUCUAAUAUAUCAUUAGUUCUUUGGACACCUGUAAAAAUGUAAACAUUAUGUUUUGAACAAGAGCAAGGUCAGGUAGCUGUUCAAAAAGGAGGGAGGAGAGAGAACAUGAAACCAGUGUGUUGUGUUUUCACCUCCCUAACUACAACGCUAAGGGGAUAAGGGACAAACGUGCUACUAUUUUCUUGUGGGAAACGUACACUGACAAAAAAAAAAACUAAGUCUGGUAUCUUCUACUCCCUCCCCCACUCAUGCAUUUGUAUUAAUUUUCUCACGGAGAUUCUGCCACUGUCUUCCAUUUUAAUGCAUUGCCUCUGAAGUUCAGAAAGAUAUUGAAAAUAUUUUUCUUUGUCAAUUUAUAGGGCCUAAGGAGCAGUUCUUUAAGAUAGACGAUAUAGUUUAUCCGCAUGGAGACAUUGAGGAUACAUGAGCAAUUUUGUGACGAUAGUGCCACACAAUAAUAGAAUAUAAUUAUAUUGUUCAUGGAAAUGGUUUUUCACCAGGAGUUUGCUAAACUACUAGUUGUUGGUGAAAACCCAAUAAUUGUCCAAUUGGUUGUGAUUUCCUCAUAUUUGUACAGUUUAACCUGUUGGUAAAUCCUUGUCAGAUCUCUGUCAAGUUAAUGCUAUAGAGCCACCUUGCUGUUGCACAAGUUGGUCAGUAGAUCAUUAAGUGUCAACUUCCUGCUGAGUUUAGCCAAAAUUAAUUUGCUGUUCAAAGUCUAUGAGAAAGUGUCUGCCCGCACCUCCCACGCCUCCCCCCUCUGUCAGUCCCUAUGUUGGCAUCCAGUUAGAUAUAGGGCUCAAUUUAAGAUUAUGGUGCUUGCUUACAAGUCCCUACAUAAUGCUGCUGCAACCUACCUAUCCUCCCUACACACAAAUAUGUCCUAUCGAGGCCCCUGCGCUCUGCCAAAGACCUACGCCUAUCCUCUGUUUAUACUCCCACAUCUGAUGCCAGCCUCCAAGACUUCUCCAUAGCUGCACCUUUUCUGUGGAACUUUUACCCAGUCUCCACUCCUUCAAAAAAUCUUUGAAAACACACUUCUUCAGGAAAGCAUAUCAUUUAAACUGUUAGUGGGUUUUCAUUCGGACCUCCCCCCUAUGACCCUUCUCCUUCAACUGUCAAAAAUAACCUAAGUUCUCAGUGAAUACUUUUCUAGCAACCUAUUUCAUUACCCCUACUUAUACCCUUUGUGUCACUAUACCCCACUCCCUCUAGCAUGUAAGCUCAUUGAGCAGGGCCCUCCACCUCUGUUCCUGUGCGUCCAUUUGUCUGGUUACAAUUACGUGUCUGUCAGUCCGCCCAUUGUACAGCGCUAAGGAAUUUGCUGGCGCUAUAUAAAUAAUACAAUAAUAAUAAUGAGAACAAAAAUGUCUGAAAUUAUUAGGUUGUUCCUGCAAAUUUGUUCCAUGCAUAGGCUGCAUUAGGAUGUGCUGUAACAUAGCUUGGGGCCUAGUCAACAGAAACUUGUUGAAGACCAACAUGUGUCCAUUUAAAAAAAGCAAAUAAACAAAUAAAACAGGAGAAGGGACAAAAUGGAUUCCAAAUAGCUUUUUACCGUGGUAAGCUAGUUUUGUCCCAAACUGGCAAAUAGCUUUGCGUGACAUUGAAUAUCAUAACACUUUACAAAUUUGCUAGGCUUGUUGUCCUAAAUAUGUCCCUCACAGUGUUAUGAAUGCUAUUGGGUAGCUGUAAAUAUAAUCCUGUUUGGGACAAGUUGCUAAAUUUAGCGCUAGUAAUGCCAUGUACUAAAAUAUUUACACUGCUGCAUCAGAAGAGGCCAUCUUUAACAAAGAUACAGCGUGUCAAGGAUACUACGGUUAUGUUAAACCCUUUGUGGAAGUUUUAUUUACAUGGAGGAACAUAAAUUGAAAUUGGAAUCACGCAGUUAAACUCUAAUAUGAAGCAGGCUUGCGUUGUUGUCUAAUAAAAACACCUUGGAUAUUUGGCAACAUGUAGUUACUCGGAAGGCAAACUCUCAUAUAUUAUUUUUAUUAGUUUGGAAAGGUAGUACACUUUCCUGACAAAAGAACCAUAAAAUAUAUAUUUUUGUAAUUUGUUUUUUUUUGUGUUCUUUGUAACUUCCACAUUUUAAUUUUACUUUAUAUUAUGUAUAGACCAAUGUAUGUCUGGUGUAUGUAUGUGUGUCUGUGUGUGUAUCUGUUUGUCUGGAUGUAUGUGUGUCUGCGUGUCUACAUAUCUGUAUGUCAGUGUCUACCCUAUGUAUAUGUAUGUGUGUCACUGUUUGUAUCUGUAUCUGUUAUAUGGUGUGUAUCUGUAUGUAUGUCAGUGCGUGUUUAUCUGCAUGUGUGUCUGUGUAACUAUGACCUGCUUCACCCUGCCACACUCACAAUAACUCCCCCAAUCCUGUCACUCACCAAUGCCAUACUUACCUCCUAUCACUCUCACACUCACCUUCUCUAGCACUGUCACACUCAUUCUCCCUCACUUUGUCACACUCGCCCCCUUUCACUCUAUCACAUAAACCCCUCCAAUUCUGUCAUACUCAUCCUCCCCAACCAUGCUACACUCACCCUGUGGGACAUGAAUGAAACACUUGGAGGGCCUGGGGGCAUGAAUGUGACACAUGAAGGGGGAGAUAUGUGGGGAUGGGGCAAAAUUCGCACCGGCUCCCUGUGGUUUCUAAUUACACCUCUGGACUAUAACAUUUAUAUUUUAAUGAAGUCCAUCAACAGAAACAAUCCAUAGAAUGAACUAGGACUGACAAACACUCGCUACCCCAAUGCUCCACUGUAGAAUGCCCCUUGUACAGAAUUUCAAAAAGAAGUAGAGGUAUAUCUGAACCAUGUGUGUAAUUGAAAGAGUAGUAGCUACAAAGUUGUUCAGGGUACAUUUAACAUUUACUUGUCAUAACAAGGCAAUUCUCCAUUUUCCCUAUAUAUUUGUCCUGGAACAUCCCUUUGAUAAUAAUUAUAUCUGAUAUUUUGGAGAAAGGGACAGAUCUCUGUGGGCUCCAUUGUCUAAAUAUUGCCUCGUUGUUACGUUAGCAGCACCAAAAGAGGUAAAGAUGAUUAAAUCUCGUUUAUGUUGGCUGGAGAUGUUUUCGAGGAUGCACUGACGGCAUAUUUUGGAGACCAGGUCAACAGUGAGCAGUUUUCAGUCUAUGUGCACUCCAUUUGCCCAUUGUUGUACAAUUUUGUGCAUUUUCUGCCCAAUUAAUUCUUUUUUUUUUUUGCUUCCUAAAUUCUUUACACACUCACCUUGACACUCAAUGGUUAAACUCCGAUGGGCGUUUGUUGAGCUUUAGUCCAUGAGUAAGCAUCUUUAUCAGAAGGCGUGUGAGGUGGGUUAUUGUAGCGUAAUGGAGAUUGCUUUACCAUCACUCUAUGGCUCUGUUAUUUUCAGGUGCCCAUUUAUCUCCUGUUUACAUUUUUUUUUAAUAUUAAUUACCCAUCUUUGUCACAAUUUAUUUUUUAAUGGCCUACGUAUUCUGCAGCUCUGUAUCAUUGGAAAAAGUAUACAAAUAAACAUGAAACAUUGAAACAGACAGACACAAGCUUAUUCCUUGCUAGAAUUUACGAUCUGUCUCCUGUACCUAUUCAACAAAAUGGAGGACGUCUGGAAUGCCUUUACAGUGUGCAUUUACCUUUUAUGGACUGUCUCCUCCAUGCCAUCCAUUUCCCAAAGCAUAAACCUUUAAGAAUACCAAUGAAUAAAUCUUAUUGUUGUUAAUUCCACAAAUUUAAAAAACAAAAACACCAUGGGUUUUAAAGGAACACUUUAACAAUUGAGAUGUACAUAUGUUCACAGCAUGAUAUAAUUAAAGGGACACUAGAGGUACAAAAAUACAUUUAAAAACAAUAUAAAUGAUAAAUAUCAUUUAUAUUGUUUUUAUCUUUUUGUCUGUCACAAGGUUGGGUAAUACCUAUAAUAGUGAGCACCUAAUGCACCUAAACUAGUUUUUAUUUACAAAAAUAAAUGUACCUUAAUGGCAUGAUUUUGGUGUAUAGAUGCUGCCUCUGAAGUCUCACUGUUCAACUCUCUGCCAUGUUACCGUAUAUACUCGAAUAUAAGCCGAGGCCCCUAAUUUUACCACAAAAAACUGAGAAAACUUAUUGACUCGAGUAUAAGCCUAGGGUGGGAAAUGCAGAAGCUACUGGUAAAUUUCUAAAUAAAAUUUAGAUCCCAAUAAAAUUACAUUCAUUGAAUAUUUAUUUACAGUGUGUGUAUAGCAUGAAUGCAGAGUGUGUGUUUGUGUGUGUGUAUAUAAUGAAUGCAGUGUGUGUUUGUGUGUAGUGUGUGUAUAUAAUGAAUGCAGUGUGUGUAUAUAUGUGUAUAUAAUGAAUGCAGUGUGUGUGUAUAUAAUGAAUGCAGUGUGUGUUUGUGUGAAUGCAGUGUGUGUGCGUGUUUGUGUAGUGUGUGUAAACUGGGUGAGGGGAGGGAAGGGCAUUUUUAUUAUUAUUAUAUUUUUUUAAUAUUUAUUAUUAUUAUUAAUUUAUUUUAAUAUUAUUAUUAUUUUAUUAUUUUAAUAUUAUUUUAUUCUAAUAUUUGUAUUUUUUUUUUUAUUUAAUAGUUUUUUUGUCCCCCCUCCCUGCUUGUUGCCUGGCCAGGGAGGGGGGCUAUGUUAAUCCCUGGUGGUUCAGUGGAUGGGCUGUGCAGUGGGGGGGUUGGCAGAGAGCUGUUACUUACCUUCCUGUCAGCUCCCUUCACCUCCGUGCAGCUCCAUUCUGCUUACAGUGUAAGUCUCGCGGUAUGCGUGCCGCGCUGAGUGUUGCCACGGUAACCCGUGGCAAUGCUCUGACGGCCGCGGGUGUCGUGAGACACUGUAAGCAGAACGGAGCUGACAGGAGCUGCAGGAAAGGUAAGUAACAGUUUGCUGUCAGCCCCCAACAGGACCGCCAGGCUUGUAAUGAGCCCGGUGGUCCUGGUCUGUAUUAUGGCAAUGUAAGUUGCCAUAAUACAGACAUUGACUCGAAUAUAAGCCAAGUGGGGGUUUUUCAGCACAAAAAAUGUGCCGAAAAACUCGGCUUAUACUCGAGUAUAUACGGUAAAUUACUUUGUUUAUGCACCCCUAGUCACACCUCCCUGCAUGUGACUUAGACAGCCUUCCUAAACACUUCCUGUAAAGAGUCAUCUAAUGUUCAAACAUCCUAUUUUGUACCAUCUGUUUAAUUUAGAAUUUUGCAUCUCUUGCUCUGUUAAUAGCCUUUUAGACCCUACAGGAGCACCUGUGUAUGUGUGAUUAAACGUCAAUUUACAGAGCAGGAGAUAAAAACAUCUAAAGCAAGUUAACAUUUUAAUGAAAAUAAAACCAUUUUGUUUUAAUGCAGGCUGUGUCAGUCACAGCCAGCGGAGGAGUGGCUACGGCUGCAUCAACAGAAACAAAUGUGAUUUAACUCCUAAAUGGCAGAGAAUUGACCAGUGAGACUGCAGGGGCAUAAUCUAUACACCAAAACAGCUUCUUUAUGCCAAAGUUUUUUGAUGCCUAUAGUGUCCCUUUUAAUAUAAAGGGCUUCAAAAUAAAUUUUUUUAGAGGGAGAGGUUUGUGGCAAUAAUAGAAACAAGAUAACAUUGAUAGUAUAGAAUCUAAUUCUGCCUUUGAAGAUAAGGAUUAAGACCUCUGAUUCCUACCUGUAUCUCUGCCUAAGCCAUUGGCAAUAGGAGACUGCCUUACUCUUGGUACUCAACAUAAGUCAAAGGGACACUGUAGGCACCCGGACAACAUUGAAGUAGUCUGGGUGCAAUUUCCCUGUCCCCUUAUCCCUGCAAUGUUAAUUAUUGCAGUUUCUGAGAAACUGCAAUAAUUACACUGCAAGGUUGAGACUGCCUUUAGUGACAGUCAGUCAGACUGCCACUAGAGGCACUUCCUGCUUGCUUUUGGUUGCAUAACGGAUGCUGGACGUUAUACGCUCUGCAUGAGGACAUCCAGCGUCCGUAAAAUCCCAUUAGGAACGCUUUGAAACAGUGUGUUCCUAUGGGGAGGGCAAAAUGUGCUUGUGCGACAUUAGCCCACCUGUCUGGUGAUGUCUGAGGAGGUGGAAAGCCUAUCCAGCGCUAAGGUAGAUCGGUGCUUGAAUUGGGUGAGUACAGUAACGUUUUUUUUUACCCUUACAGUGCAGGGGACGGGGGGCGAUGGCAGAGGGAACUAUACAUUGUAUUUCUAGCACUAUAGUAUCCCUUUAAAGUGUCUUGAAUGACCUUAUGUUCUUUCCAGUCAAGGAAAUUUCCAUAUAUGGAGACAGUAGAUAUUUCUAAACUUUCUGCCCUAUUAAUCCUUCGAGGCUAUGGCUUUGACCAAGUACAGCAAAAGUCUCCUUCUAUAUCUCACCCACUGUCCAAGGAUCCACCCUUUAUCUGCGCACCUAUAACUUAUUCAUUAUGGGGAGAAAUAUAUUUUGUGUGAAUUUUUCAUCAAUUUUAUUUUUUAAUUUUUUUAGGUACGUGUAGGACCAAGCAUAGAUUAUAUUCAUGUUUUCUGUUUAACUUUGCGUCACUACCCACAACUUCCUUGUUGACAGGUGGUUUCGGGUUAGAGACCCAAACCGUGUAUUUUGAAACUUUUCUUUAUUUGGAAAGUAAGCUCAGCAAGUCCUUCUUCAAGUGUGAUACAAUUAACCAUUAAAUAUUAUCAGCAAAACAUGUUAGACACUUCCAAAUAUCGUAGGGAUCUCCAUUGCCCUGGCUAAGGUCGUGAUGCAACAUUAACUUACUGGGGUCAGAUGAAAUGGCUGUGCUAGUUUCUACCAUAGGGGACUCAACUUAAUGAUAAUUAAGAAUCUGUUUUACAGCCCAUGAGCAGCUAUGUUUCAGUAGGGUGAGGUAGUUGUACAUAGCACAGUCAUGUCAAGUUCUAAACUGAAGCAUUCAUCAGGAACAUUCCAUUGGUUUCCAUGGUGAUUGCUUCACAUUUAGAACCUUUCCCUAAAAUACAAUGUAAGGUAAAAUAACCUCCCAAACUGUUACAUUUUUCCCAUUUUAUAGGUGGAUGAACCUGGUAACUGAUUGUUGAUACUAACGUUGAUCUUUGGAGAGGUCACAGUCAUUAGGCAUUCCAGGAAUGAUGAUAUUGUUAUAUUGAUAUUAGAAGAGAUAGCAAUUUAUUGGUAACGAACCAUAAUUGGUGAUGCAAAAGGACAUGCAUGUGUUUUGUUAAUACUUCAAUUUUCCAAAGUUGUUUACACAUUCCUUUUGGUAUUAACAUCUUCCUAUCCGGCGUGUUCUUACACACUUUACCCUUUUAAAAUUACCGAAUGUUUGUGCAACAUUGACACAUUUCUUUUCUUGGUUUUGUGAUUUUUUUUUUCUUCACUUAACCUUUUUUGUUUUAUUUUUUUCUCCCCCCCCCACCCCCUAACAAAUCUUGAAAUUUGAGGCAAUCCGCUUGGUUCGGUGGUGCCGGAUACAGCGGCUGGGGAAAAAAAAAAAAAUUAGUGAAACACUUUAGUGAACAGAUGCCUUUAUGGCCUGAACUGCUUCCAUUUUAGAUAGAGUGCAGGGCUGAUGCAGUUCUCUGUUGCCUGACGCCAUUUUAAGAGACUGCACAAGUAGCUUUACCCAUCGAUGACUAAGACAGUGUAAUAGGUGAGUCCUGCUCUAAAAGCUGCUAUUUCUACAGUUUCAAAUUUGCUAACCUUUGCUCCUGUAUACAUGAUCUUUAAAUAUUGGGUUUAAAUGGCUUUGGAUUUCAGCUUCCUUUAAAUACUGUACAUUUUGUAGACCAGGAAUAUAUUUAACAAUUUUAAAGGUGCAAAGCUCUUGUUUUUCCUGGUUUCGAGUUCUCACUGCUGUUUUCUGUUUUUUGUGUGAAAUGUCUGAUAAUCGUCUUGUCAUGUUCUGUCUUAGCAAUUCAAGCUUCGUUGAGAACAUUUGCUUUAUCUGUCAGUGUUAUGCUUUGAUUUAUUUAAUUUUGUCUCCCCCCCUUUUUUUUUCUCUUUUUUUUUUACCAGUCUGCCACAAUAUAACCCCCCAAUAUAAAAAGCAUGCCUCUUGCAAUAAAAAGUACAGUUGACACAGAACAAAAUCAGCCAGGCAACUAUUUAACCUUUAACCCUCUGAGUGCUGGUAGGUAAAAUAAUACAUGUGCACACAUUCCUGGCACUCAGAGGGUUAAACUGCUGACAGCUGAUGUAUUCAUAAGACUAUUGUGUAUAUGGUAUUGGAAGAACAUCCGUAUAUAACUGUAUGUUUUAUUAUAGGUUCAACCCUUUCUUUGCCUGUAGGGAUCUUUGCAACACAUUACAAUACUACACUAGUGUUUAUGGAGUUAAAGAAAUGUUCCGACUGGAGCCAGUGUAUCCUCUGCUUAUAUUAUUGCUUCUAUAAUCUACUUCCCAUUUAGCUACAUUCUCACAUUGCUUUAAAAUGGCGUUUCUUAGAUUCCACUGUUGAAUUGAGAUAUGCGUUAACUAUUUGAAUGCCAAAGAGCUCAGCAAUAGCAUGCAUUACUCACCCCCCGCGUAACUCAAAUGGUUAACUGUGCAAUAGAUUAGAUCAGUCGUUUUGUGACAUUAUCAAUUCUAACACAGAGAUUUGAAUGCAGCAAGAUCCGUUCUGCUGUUUUUAAUCUUUGCCUUUGGUCGCAGAAGAGAGGCAAAUCUAUGUUAAAAUGUCACUAGCCCACACAGAAUUGCCCACAAUUAGCCCCCCAAACCUUACCUUUUUUUUUUUGUCCUCUAAAAUCAGUCCUGUCUUCUUGCCCAAGAGGUUAAUUCACAGUCCUGUGUCUAUUAGCUUACUGUCUGCAGUACAUGGCAACAUCUAGUCCACAGUCAAUAUCAGCGAAUGAGAUUUGAAUUUUGUUUCCCCCCAUUUAAAGGUGUUAUUUUCUAAAUCACAAAUAGAAUCAUCUUGUUUUGAAAGAAUAUUCCAGAUAAUUUUACAAAUGAUUAUUCUUAAAGCUGCCUGACUACUGCAUUUUAUUAAAGAUGUCUGUUUUAUUUUUUUUAAUAUACCAUCCUCACAUUAUUUCAGGGCACUUCAGCUAAGUCACAAGGUUUUCCUUACGGAGAAUUCUGCAGGGGCUUAAAUGUGCCUCUUGAAUACUGACACUGGACAUACAAAGUACUGUUUAUCUUCCCUCUCGCUCACUAUUUUCUUGGCUUUUAGCAAAGAGCAGUCUAUAAUUUAUCACUGGAAGCAUGGGGCAACAAAAAGCCCAUCAAUGCUACCAAUAUAGGCAGUAGUGCACUGAACACUUUUUUUUUUUCUAAAUCCAGGAAGCAGAGGUGAUUUGUGGGUCUUCAUCCAGAGGGUAAUUGGUUAAAUAAAAAUCCUAUUCAAACAACUACAAUUCUUCCAGCCAUCAUUGAAAGAGAUUGACACUAUUGGGUGAAGCCAUGUUCAUUUGGCAACUGUUACAAGGGUUGUAAAAGAAUCAUGUCCCUUCGGAAUCCUAAGGAUUGUAUAUGAUCAUAUAGCAAUGUAACACUCUGGCUAAUUUUUUUUUUUUUUCAUUUUUUUUUCUUGUAUUUUUUUCCUAGCUUGGCCGAGGAGGAAAUCAAGACGGAGCAGGAGGUGGUAGAGGGAAUGGAUGUCACAACGAGAUCCAAAGGUAAGGAAUCUGUCCCAUAUUCUUUGAAAAACUGGGAUAUUUGCAGAGUCACUGAAGUCCAUUCUAAAUUCUGUAUCACUAUGGCCUUCACUCAGACUACAUUUCAUGGCUGUGUCUGUAUUAAAUGUGCUAAGUGUUUUAAUGGCAGAAUUUACAAAAGCAUUUAUAACCUGAUUGAGAAAGAGAGUUAAACACAUAGUGUCCAGUUGCUUUAUCUAGCUCCUAGUAUCAAAUUCAUAAUGUAAAAUAUAAAAUUUUAUAGGCCAUAAUUCAUAUUUACUCUGUUUAGAGUUCUAUUUUUUGGGCUUAUACUAGCAUUUUAUGUGUGGUUGUUUUAAUGUUUAUUAUGUGUCACUCAUACCUUUAUUAUUUUGGUGUUUAGGCUCUGCUUACCUCUGUUGUUUAGUUUUUUUUUUUAACAUUUUUGUUUUAGACAUCUCGGCAUUUGGGUAAAUAUAUUUAUACACUUAUUUUAGGGAUGUCAAUUUAGAUAAAUGUUUGAAAUUACUAUGUGGACCGAAAGCUAAUUUCUAAACGAUUAAUCUAGUACAAGUGUUAUUGACUGUGGUAGAUAUGAAUGGUUUAAAGAUAAAUGUUAAUAUUUGGAUAUGGCUUGUGUUAAUUGUUAAUGGGCUGGAAAUGUCCUGGCACACAUGGCUACCAGGCAACUUCCUGUCUGAAUCGGCACUUUCAUGGCCAGCAGGAAGUUUGGUGGCAGCCAUCCUGGAACAUCAAUGAAUUAAGAAGUGCUUUGUUAAAUUUUGUUGAAGGCAGAAUAUGGCUAAAAUUGAGUUUGUGUGGUUACAAAGUGACAAAUCUAAUGGAUAGAUUAUGUAGCAUUUUUUCUCCCCCCAAUACGAUUUAUAUAUUAUUUUUUUUAAUAAGCAGACCACUAUUAAUAGCUUAGAUGUUGGACUGAUGUUUAUGACCAUUUAUUGUGCGUUAUUACAUUAUACACCCUGGUUUCAAAACUGUGUGUGUUAAAGUAUUUAGCCUCAGACCCCUCAGCUCACUAACAUCCUACUUCAUUUUUAACAUAUGUCUCAAAGAUAUCAUCCUCCUGGAAAUCUUAAUAGUCCUGUUUUGCCUAGAAUUGUCCUGUAAUAAUGCUCUAUUUUUCUAAUUCUCUGUUUAAAAGCCAAGUCACAUAACACUCUUUUUAGCUACACUUGUGCACUGUUGGCACCAUAACUGUUUCACUUCAUUGAAGUGGUUAUAGUGUCCCUAGCAACGUCUUUCCAUUAAGCAUAUUUAAUGUUUUAUUGCUAAAUGAGAGUCCACAGCAUCCCACCCUCUCUGUGCUGCUUGGGCUAAUGAGGAAGUGUUAGCUUAACCAGUAGUGGGUGGCUGUGAUUCGCUCAGAGUGUCAGCCGACCGUUUCCAGCCUAUCACAAUGCCCAUUGCUGGUAAGAAUCAAUGGUUUAACGCUAAAUGGAGGGACAGUGCCAUGGCCACCAGGCACUAUAACCAAGUUAAUGAGCUGAAAUUGUUAUAGUGCCUACUGUGUCCCUUUUAGUGUAUGUGUGUGCUUUUUUUUUUUAUAACUUUAUGGACCCCACAGUGGUGGUGACAUCUCUUGACAUUUUGGGAUGUGCACGCUAACACAUUCAUGCAUUUGAGCAUUGGUUUAUUUAUUUUCUCUUCAGUUGAAGCUAAUUUUAGUUCGCUUAAAGGACCACUUUAGUGCCAGGAAAACAUACUCGUUUUCCUGGCACUAUAGUGCCCUGAGGGCGCCCCCACCCUCAGGGUCCCCCUCCCGCCUGGCUCUGGGGAGAGGAAAGGGGUUAAACUUACCUUUAUUCCAGCGCCGGGCGGGUAGCUUUCCUCCUCCUCUCCACCUCUUCGGCUGAAUGCGCAUGCGUGGCAGGAGCUGCGCGUGCAUUCAGCCAGUCUCAUAGGAAAGCAUUCAUAAUGCUUUCCUAUGGACGCUGGCAUCUUCUCACUGUGAUUUUCACAGUGAGAAGCACGCAAGCGCCUCUAGCGGCUGUCAAUGAGACAGCCACUAGAGGCUUUGAGGGCUGGAUUAACCCAUUUAUAAACAUAGCAGUUUCACAGAAACUGCUAUGUUUAUAUAAAAAUAAAAAAAAAGGGUUAAUCCUAGAGGGAUCUGGCACCCAGACCACUUCAUUAAGCUGAAGUGGUCUGGGUGCCUAGAGUGGUCCUUUAAUUACAAAAAGAUACUGAAUUCUGUGUGGCAGUUAACGUAAAGUCUGAGCUUUUUGCUUCUUUCUCUGAUAUCAUUGGUUCAUUGAAUGAAGCUGCACUUGGAGGAAAAAGGCUGUUAUCCAAUGAACAAGCUCUGGGAAAUUCACUUGGAGCAUGUGCCAAUGCUUCCCAGUGCAAGCUGUAUGGUGGCAGAGUUCCGUACUGAAUUAAUGCAGUCACCAAUCAGCAUCCACCCUGGAAGCUAGUUGAUUUGGUCAGAUUGCUACAUUAGAACAAGUGAUAGAACCCAAUGCAUAUUUUAGCCUUGGGAGGGAAGAAAUCUAGUGCCAGGGAAGCAAUUGGCAUUACUGGUGACACACCGUGGCUGGAAUGGAGUCAUGGCUCAUAGCGAAGCUUGGCAACUGAAGAAACCCGCGUGUAAGAACUGGUCAAAGCAUUCUAGCACGGGCAGAUCUGCGUUGCAUUGACCUUGAACAGUGCAAAUACGUUUAAUGACGUGUAUUUUUUUUGGUGCCUGAGACUGUAUCUCUAGAUCUUUGACGGUUUGCAGCUAUGCCAGUGAUUUUUGGCAUUUUUACUAUAAGUAUAUAAUAUCGUAUCAUAAAUACAGCAUAAUCUGAUUUCUGCAUUCGAGAUAAGUGCUCUUUUGUAUUUAGCGCAGUUCUACAAGCAGGUGUUUUAUAUGAAUGAUGUUAAUUUAAGGAAACAGAUGUGUUUCACUCUCCUGUCUUCUGACCACAAAGUGGUCUCAUGUUGGCACAAUCUUUUUGUAUGUAUGUGCUCCUAUAUCUAUAUUUGCAGGCUGGGGUAGGUUCUAUAACCGACAUUCUCAUUAGUAAAUUAUAUGGUCAAAAUACAGGUCUUGUGUGUUUUUGUGACCUCCUUGUUAAUGGAGGUGUAUAACUUUCUUUGCUAUUAAAUAGUGAGGUUAUUCCAUAAGAAGUGUGUACUAAAUACUGAUUUACAUGUUCUCAGAUAUUCAUGAAAGACACAGCUGUGGGUAAAGGGGUUGUGAAAGUGAUUUACACUCCAGUUAUGCAGAUCGUUGUGAAAUUCCACAUCCUAUACUGCCUGGGUUAGCCAUAUUUAUAGUGAGUUUUAACUAAAAGCUAGCAAUUAAAUAGCAAUAGCUAUUAAUUAAACAUUUUUAUUUUUGUGUGUUUUGCAUUUUCACCUCAGAGACACGUUUGCUUUAUAUAAAGUUGCAUAAAGUUAAAGGAUGAUAGAAAAUAUUCUUUGGGAUGCCUCUUUUUAAAAGCAUCCAUUAACUCCUGGCAAUACAACACUACGAGCCAUUGCGUUCCACAUGUGGAAACGUAUAAAAACAGGGUCUAUAAAAGAUCCUGUGAGACCACGGGAUGCCGUGGGCAUUUGUUGCACUUUGCUUAAGAUAAUAUCUUAAACUUCAGCCAUUCCCCUCUAUGACUUGUUAUAAUGGGUGGGACAACAAGGCAGUUGAAAAUGCAAAAAUGCGUAGUUUUUUCCCUUUUCUAAGAGGUACAUAGUACAAUUUAUCUUUAGAAUGGUUUGAAAUUUCAGUGCAACAUAUUGGCAUUGUUUAUUUUCAUAAAGAUGUCUUCAUAAAAAAAAAAAAAAGAAAAGAAAAUCAAACAUAACAGGUUUACUUUAGAGUGUUAGUAUGUCAUUUUAGCGGCAGGCACCGACAUCACUGCUGUACUCUCACACAUGCGCAAGAGUGCAUCAGAAAAAUCUAUGGAGGAUCCCGUGAGACCGUAGGAUCCUCCAUAGAUACAGCUAAUAUCUCUGCAACACUUUUCAAUGGCGGUAAUGCCUUCCAGUGUCAAGAAGUGACAGGCGUGGGCAAUAUUCUGAGACAAGGUAGUCCCAAGGUGGUCCCUACUUUGUCUCAGUAUAUCUUACGACUGGGUUGGAAUUCCAACACAGUCAGUAGGAGUAUUUCAUAUAAGGGGCAGGUAGGCAGUGCCGCUUUAAGGUAAUGUCUGACGCAAUGUACAUUUUUGUUUGGUUUAUUGAUUAUCCCUUGCACCUAUAAUAUCGAAAGACGGACCAAUAAUGUCUGUUUUUAGAUAUUCUUGAAGAAUCUAGGAAAACUUAAUGCGUGAAAUAAAUCUUCUGUUGUCUCUGAUAUUACCUGUUAUCUUUCAGGUUGUCAGAUUUGAUUUUAGUUCUUUAAAUUGCUGACCUAUUCUCUGACCUACGCCUGGUAGAUGGCUGGAAGGAGAGGGAGUUGAUCAGCUCAUAGGCUUCCCCUAAAAGGUGGGUUUUUACCGUAUAUUUGUUGCAAGGACUGGAAUCUAGGGGAAAGCCUGAUGGCAUUGGGAAUGGCAUUCUGUAAAAUAGAUAGAACUGUUCUAUAGAUCAUUCCAAGGUUUGUAGAUUAGUCAAUAUCUCUUAUUGGAGCUGAAAUUGAGCCUGGGGUACUGUUCCAAUGUAUUUGAACUGCAUUGUCCAUGAUUCUGUGUCAGCGUUUAGAGUUGCAAAGCAUCAUGGGUAAUGCAGUUCCCAGGUAUCUAGUUUAAACCAUCACAAGUUUGAAAGUGUUGUCUAAACUACAGAAACCACACAAAACACUUUUUGUUUGUUUGGUUGGUUGUUUUUUUUUUUUUUGCAAUAUUUAAGCGUUAUUUGGUGUUCUCGAAGCUAAAUAACAAAAGCUGGUCAUGUUUGGGGAAAAACACAAAAAACUAUAAUGCUGCAUCCAGCCUAAAGUCCUGUGUUUAUCGCACAUACCCUGCACAAUUGUAAAGGAAAAAGGGUGAUAUCCACUGGAUUAACAAAGCCUCCGGAUGUAUUAUGCCAAUUUAGCAGUGUGGAAACAUGUGGCUGAGCAAGCAUAACUAACGGAGUUGGAAUACUGUAUUAUUGACGUCUAUUAUUUAUAUAGCUCCAACAAGGUCUGCAGCGCUGUUAGCUUACUGGAAAAAAAAAAAAAGAAAAAAGGUCACUUUAGUAGUUUGAUGUUAAUAAAUCAAAGAAAGAGUUUGAGGUCCUGGCCAACAGUCUUACAACAUAGAGCAUAUUUAAUGUAGAUUCUUUGUAAAAUAUGAAAAAUAAGGGGCAUUUAAUGAGUCUUGGCAUUGCAAAUAUUCAGGACUACAAACCUUUGCAGUGCAUAAGUUAGUUAUAACUGCACUGUAUUCUAUCUGAAAGGAAACAUGUUGACUAUUCCUCAUGUUUUUUUUGUAAGGAAAUUAUCCUUGUAUUCCAAAAUGUAACUAAGGGAUGAGUUGAAGAAACUGUGUUUCCAGGGGGAAUUUGUAAUGGGGUAAAAGGUGAUUUCUGAAGCAGCGUAUUUUGAAAGCCUAUAAAUGCAAUCACGGUUUGUAUAUAAAACACAUGUUAAGGCACUAUAGUGACCUUUUGAUUUGAACUGGUACACCUCAAACCUGUCAUUGAACUGUAAGCUGCUAUCCGCAACCAUUUUGUUUGCUCUCCACAGGACACGUAACAAAAUGGUGGCUAGAGGAAUGUCUGUCACCAAGCUUCCCAGACUGAACACAUUCUAUGUUUUACAUUCCAUCUCACCAGCUUAUAAAAGCCACAAUUUCAACAUCAGCUAACACGAUGGGCUUGCUUUGUGUCUGAGGACAGUGUGUGCAGCUUUUCUUCCUUUAAUGUAAGCUGCGUAUUCUAGUUAUUUCUGCACUGAUAACCCUUUGCAUACCAGCAAUCGAGUAUCCUUUUCUUUUUGUAAUGAACAUUUUUAUUGAGUUUUGGAUAGCAAUUUAUAUCCUAUAGGAGAUCCACAGAAUCAAAACAUUUGAAAACGAAUUAGUACCACACAAGUUUGGGUCUUUCAACGUUAAAACCAUUAGGUUUCUGACCUCAUAGUAUUACAAAGGCAAGAAAAGGCCGAAAAAAGAACAGGAGAAGGAAACCCUAUCCAGAUGAGCAGGAGAGAGGACCCAUCCCCCGCAAAAAUAGAAGUUGUAUGAAGAGUAAUUUGGCAACAUUCUAAACUUGGAGCAAUCAGCAGGAAUAUUCCCUUAGUUUCCAUGGUGACAACUCUGCUUAUAGAAAUUUGCCACCUUACUGAUGGUAAUGGAACUUUAUGGUAAUCCUUCCAUUUGGCUUUCUUAGCGCUCCUGGUUGAUUUAGAUGGCCAUUUGCAGAUUUAGGUUUAGCAAACUAAACUGUCUUUUUAUCUGCCUUCCAAGUAAAAUAGCAGAACCACCUAUAGGAUUUAUCGGACCUCUAUUACAUACUUUGCGAGAAGCGGAAUGCCGGUGGGAAAGGGAUUAAGGGGCUUGGGCCAGUGACGCAAUUAUAUCACUAGCUCCACCAAAUGGGGGCAGACCCAAUCAUUACUGGCAGAUCAGGAAAAGAACGCAAUAAUCGUGACUGUUCUGUGGAAAAUGCAGUGGUUGUGAAGCCUGGUAUUUUGCCAAACAUUUAAAAAAAAAAUGUAAGCAAAACAGGGAGUUUAAACCCCAAGGAUAUGCACCCCAACCACAAAAAUAAGCAGCAGGGGUUAUGGUACUUUGAGUGCUUCUUUAGCAUGAGUCAAAAUUACCUCCAACAAUGCAAGGUUUCCAGAUAACAAGGUCAACGCAACUGCUAUAAAAUAACCUCUAACACUUUGCAACACUGUUCCUUUCUCACAAAUGGCUGGGGUGCGUUAAGCUGCCAUCUGCAGAGACUGGAAUGCUGUGCCUCACAGACAGUCUUUGUUCUUUUCAUUGUUUAGCCGCAUGCAGUAGUUGAGAGAGAUUUUUGUGACAUUUUUUCUGUUUUCCUGUACUAGUGAAUGUGCUGGAUGGCAGCUCACAAUGCACACUUUGCGGCCUAAUACAAUGUGUACUUUUGUGUUGUGCAUUUGUUCUACCCUCAGUGGUGCCGUUUAACCUUCUCAGUUUACGUGUUCAUUUUUGUCCUUAAAGCAUUGACAGAUUACUAUAUCCCACCAGAAUUCUUUAUUUUAUUUUUUUUUAUGUCCAACACCAGUUUAUUUCGCACUUUGACUUUGAUUAUGAUUGUGAAGAAACAAAGCCAUUAAACUGCUCUGAGUAAAUAUAAAAGCAGACUUUCAUCUUUAGGACAAUUACUGUGAACAGUCCAUAAUAGAACCGGGGCUAUUUGUACUUUGCUUCUGUGAAUUCUCCUCCGCCCCUCCUCCUCCUCUUUCUUCCCUGUGCGAUUUGUAGUAUAUAUUCUGCAUAAUACAAAAUAAAUACAAAAUUAUAUAAAGCUCAGUUAUUGAUUAUAUCCGUUUUAAUUCUUUGUGUCCAGAAGGGUUAAAAUUGAAGCCACUAACUGUUGCUUUAGUCUCAUUACACCUUGUGUAAUAGGACUGGGGACAUGCAGGGGCCCAUCAUGGGUCACAAGGUAGAGAGCCAUGUUUUAUCAAACGGGAAAUAAAGGUUGGAUUGUGUCCUUCAUUACAACACUACUCUGGAAUUAGUUGGCAGUCGUUCCUUUUAGUGGAAUGUAGGUUAUUGUUGGCAAUUCAGCGUGGUAACAUUUACACAGUAUUUUUUUUUUAUUUGAAGUUAAAAAGCAUACUUUAUUUCAAACAUAAUUAUUUUACGACUGAAAUCCUGCUGUUCUCACCAUUGUGUGAAGCAGGCGUUUUUUACUGAAACAUCCCUGUUUAUUGGAAGCGUCCCAUCCCCCCACCUCCCUCAGGCACUAGGAAUUUCCCCCCCUAAGAUGUGUAGGCUGACCAUAUCAUGUCCCUCGACUGCACAAGUACAGCAGAUUUCAUUUAUGUCGAGGCUUUCAAAAUUCCCUUUCUGGAAGAAAUGAACUUUAAAAAUUGUUUAAUUGUUAACAUAUAGCCAUUGCUGCUUAUUUUUCAGUUUAUACUUAUCUGUAGACAAAAUAGGGAUGCAAACGAGAAAUGUAUCCCUUCAUUCUAGAUUGUACAUUUCAUAAUGACUUUGUGGUGGCAUACAAUGGCGUAUGGCGACUUCAUUAUAAAUCUGUGAUUAAAGCUUGUUGUUGUUGGUAUCUAAAAGUCAAAUAAGUGAAUUUAAAAUGCUUUAUAAAUAUGCUCUAGACCAGGCUUCCCCAAAACUCCGGCCCUCCACAUGUUGCUGAGCUACAACUCCCAUGAUUCUCAGCCUAUCUAUUUCAUUUAUAGAACCAUGGGAGUUGUAGUUCAGCAACAUCUGGAGGGCCGGAGUUUGGGGAAGCCUGUUCUAGACAGACAAUGGACAUCUGACAUUUUGUCACAGGUUUAUUAAUUUUUAUUUCUCUCUUUCUCUCUAAAUCGUAGACAUUCUUCUCCUACCCCUUUUUUUAACCUAUUGGACAGCCUUUGAGUUUAAAAAAAGUUGAUCAAGGGAGAAAUAUACAAUUUUGGGUUGGGUUAUUCAGGGUACGGGUUGUGCUGAUUUGGAACCUUGUUAAAGGGACAUGUUCAGCUGUUUUUUUUCAGUUGCCAUUUUUUGUAGUCCCUUACUUCCCGUAGCAGAAAUAUAACGAUAGUGACAUCUAUGGCGUGAAACGGAAACAGUGAAAAUUCAGAUUUAAAAAAGAUGACAUUCAGGAAGCCGAUUGUUAGCAAACCUAUCUGAUUCAGAACUUCCCAAAAAAGGAAAACUAGUUUAGGCUCAAGACUGCUAAUAUCUCUAAUUUUAUACUUAUUUUGUGAUAUGCCCAAAAUUUAGACAAGGCCUCAAAGUACCGUUAAUGUCCCCAGUACUACUCUUGGGUGAUUGCCCAAAUGCUUUUUUAGCUACUAUCACACACAUCAUCUCUCAUGUUAGUCAAUUUUUGUCAUUCUCGAGAUCUCAUUAUUAUGCAGCUUUGCAAGACUACUUGUAGUUUUUUUAAUUUUUUUUAUUUUCCCCCAGAAUAUCGCUUAGCAAUGUUACAACCCCCGCUAUCAGUGUCCUAGCUCAUCCUAUCUUGCUUACUACUUGAUAUGAGCGCAUAGUUUUCAUGACAUAGAGGUUUCCAUGGCAACUCUGCUUCGUCUUUUUUUUUUUUUAUACCCCCUUCCAGAACCAGACAAUAAUCUAAGGCUUCUCCCCAGAGACUCUGAUAACAAUGUGUCUUUUGUUAAACUGUGGAUAUUUUAUAUUUUGUUAGAAAAAAAAAAAAAAAAAAGUAUUGCGCUUGCUGUGAUAGCUUUCUAUAGAGGAUUUGAUUGUCCUUCAGUGUUUCAAUAUUCACUGUAUACCAUGGUGUCAAGUGAAUGAAAAUUCAUGUGCAUGCAGGCAUAGAUGUUUGGUUCAGAGCUUAAUUGGCCACUCUGAGCUAGAGCUGGCCCAAUCUCCCCCCCACCCUUCCCCCCAAUGUAUUGUAUGUAUAAUGCACAACUAGAGGGUUAGUCCAACCAAAAAAACUGUUUUUUCUAAAACACUGGUUAUUGUUACAGUAACCCUUUCUGAGGCAGCUAAGGGGUUAAUCUCUUUGUAGCGUUCCACAGAGAAUCACUGUACAGACUGCAGACACCAUGACCACUUCAAACCACUGAAGUAAUUAUGUGCAUCUUUGAGUAGCCCUUUAAUAAUAUAUUCUAAAACAAUUAAUAAACAAAGCUCACAUUUGAAUGUACUCAUUGGCUUUAUUAAUUUGUUCUGGUACUGAGUAAGGUGGUUUUUGUGGGGGGGGGGGAGGGUGAGAGGGGGCAGGGUUUGUAUGCAUGCAUGUAUGUAUGUAUGUGUAUGCCUACGGUUUUAUUUAUUUACUUUUAAUUAAAAUGACAGAUUAAAAAGAAUUUGUGAUAAAAUUGGGAUAUAUACUAUUUUAGCCACUGGUAUCAAGAGUCACCAGACAACAGAAGCCUUAGCAGACACAAAAUCACAUUGUUUGAUUUUUAUACAUUCAAAGAUAGAUAGAUCGUAGAGGAUCCUCCUUCAAUGUUUUGGGGGAACUUUCCUCUAGUGUAUAGAACGUUACUGCUAAUCUGCAAGUCCAGUGUUUUCUAGAAAAUAUUAACUUUAAAGGGACACUAUAUACUCACCAGAAUAACUACAGCUUAAUGUAGUUGUUCUGGUGAGUAUAAUCAUUACCUGCAGGCAUUUUCAUGCAAACACUGCCUUUUGAGAAAAAGAAAAGGGCAGUGGCCACCCAUCAGAUGUCCAUUAGAGAUGCUUCCUGGGGCAGUGCUGCACAUAGAUUUAAUUAAUCUAUCAGGAGAAUCUCUAUCAAGCUGGUAUUUGGCCCUGCCCCCAUCCUGACUCCUGCCCAACAUCAGCCAAUCCAAUGCUUUCCCUAAAUGGUGCCAUUAACACUAUAGGGUCAGGAAUACAUGUUUGUGUUCCUGACCCUAUAGUGUCUCUUUAAUAAGAUUGCAGCUCACAGCUGCUGACCGUAUGAGCCAAGUUGGGAAUGUGCAACGGGUCUCAACCUCCCACUGCGAAGGAGUGUUUUCCAAAAUAGCACACGUGCAACUGGUUUUGUUUUCGUAAAUUGUUCUUAGGUGUUAAUGUAAUUAUGUAUUAAAAAACAUAUUUAUUUUUUGUUCUGCGAAUUACCAAGUUGUGCCAUACAGUAGUAAAUUUUUUUUGGGGGGGAGUGGUAUCAGAUGCCUCAUAAUCUUUACACCAAUUCCAUUUGAAUCCUAUUCCUUUUAGACGCUGUAAUAGGUAGUCUCAGCUCUAGUCCUUCUCUGCGCUAUAUGGGGGUCUAAAUAGUAAUCCGUAAAACUUUGAAGUUUUAGGGUCACUUCAGAAAUGUUUUGCUCCCUCCAGUAUGUUAUUCCUGGAUGAUUCAGUGAUUAUUGAGUGAUAUAAAAACAAGUAGUCACCGUUUUACCUAUCUGUCUUUAUAAUCGAUUGGUGUAUAAUCCUAUUUUUUUUAAUUUUUUUUUUUUUAUUCUUCUAGGGCCAGCUCUUGCGUAUCCAGAAGGUUUACCACCAGAACAUGGAGACAGUCAACAAUCUAGUGAGUACAACUUUAAUAAAUAAUGCUGACAGAGUGUAAGGAGAGACUUGUACUGGUGUGUUCUCCAAUACAUAAUAGAUAUAUAUUAAAAAUUAACCUGAAAGGGAUUGGUCGGGAACGCGUAGAAAUGCCAUAUAGCCUCAGACUCCUCUGAUUGCUGUAAUGGGGUACCUAGCGUCAGUAACAUGGCUGCUUCCAACUACCACGCGUGGACAGUGAUUAUGGCGUGUAAGUAUUCUGCUGUGUUUCUGGGGCAUAUGCUGUCCAGAUCUUAAAAUCUCUGGUCAGUGAACCUAACUUGUAAUCAAAAUCUGCUUAGAGGAUCCCUCUAAAAUUUGCUUAGAGGGUUCCUUAAAGUGUGAAAUUAUUUGUACACAAGUGAGUUUUUUGUCUAUUGCCUUCUCCAGCAUGGGCUUUGUGCUAAAAAUUGUCUCAGACAGAGUACAUGUACUGAAGGGGGCCACAUAUCAAAUAGAGUUUAGAAUUCUGGGUAGCAAUGUGUCUUUACCCAGAAUCCUUAGCGGCAGUACAAGCAAAGGUUCUUUGGAAACUGGUCUAGCGACCCAAGGGUUUUGUUGACGAUUCUAUGUAUGGAGUGUCCUAUCACGGACUAAAGAUCUCCAUGGAAACAGUGACAGGUUCCCCUGUAGAUAUACAGGAUAAUAUGGGUACUGCAACGUAAAAAUAAAUGUUAUUUAUAAUUUUUUUUACUUAUUUUUUUAAUGCUUCACAUAUACUUAAUUAGCCUAAUAUUUCCUGUAGAAUUGUUAGCAAUUUAAUCUACUCGCAGAAAUGUUUCUUGGUAAAAAAAAAUAUAAAAAAAAAAAAAAUAAUAAUAAUUUUUUUUUGGUUGCUUGAAGUUCUCUUUUGUCCUUUUAUAACAUUAAAAAGCAAUCUGCCCAUUUUCUGCAUUGAAGACUGGCGUCUGUACUCGAUUGCCGUCUUGUGUGUUUUAGGUUUUUUUUUGUUUGCCCACACACUGUUCCUGGAAUCCAGCUUCCUGCAGGCCAUUUGCUAAUGAUUUCCCACAAUCCUUGUAGGCAUUUCAUGUCUCUCUCUCCCAACCCCCCCACCCCCCAUUCCCAAACCUGCUAUUCCAGUAAUUUGACUCCUUCAUGGUGUGCCUGAAAUCCCUCUGAACAAACAGUUCACAGGAGAUUAUAAUUUACAUGUCCUUUAAGAGCUGAGGAAAAAAAUGCUCAGUAAUGCUUUGCUGCAUUAAUUUAUAUGGCAUUAACCUUUUCUGCAGAAAUUUACAAUUUAUGUAGGUAUAAUCAGUAUUUAAGAUCAGCACGCUAAGCGUUAACAGAAGCAGGAGGCGGAGAGGGCCCUUCCCUUCGAAGCCUUGCAUGGCAUGUUGGAUCAUUUAACCCUUACACUAUCAGAAGGGGAUCAUACCUUUUGGUGGGCUAAGGAGGGAAACCUAGAUUGUAAGCUCAUGGGAGCAGGGCUCCCCUCACCCUCUUGUUUGCGCUCACAUUAAUUUGUGCCAUUUGAUUGCUGUCUUAUACAGAGGUAACCUUUGUUGUUUUAUCUACUGUAGAUGGCAAUGCCUGCCAUGCCUAGUCACACCUCAACUUGAUGUGUUGAGGUUUGUAUUCCCUCCACAAUAUCUAGAGUGCCAAGGAUAGCGUAUAUUUGUGUAUUAAACAUGCAAAUCUUUUCUAAAUAUUGUAGUGCUCACAUGGUACGGAGGGUGGCGUAAACCUUAAAGGGACACUCCAGGCAACAUAACUUUAUCAGAAUUAAGUUGUUAUGGUGUGAGAAGGCACUGGGCGCCGACUUAUAUCUAGGGGUUAAACCGCUAACAAACGGUUUAACCUCCAAAGCUGUCAGGCUGGCACCCAUUUGCCCUGCCCCUACACCUUUGUUUGUUUGAGGAUUUAAACCGGAAGCGUUUGGACGGGGCUUUCAUUCACAAACGUUCCUUGGUCGUUUGAGAAUUGCAGAAUUGCUGUAAAUGAGAUCUCAAGAAUCUCCCCACUCUAUUGUGAAUGUCUGCCGCAUUGUACCUGGGUGGUGGCAACAGAACCAGUGCAGUACGUAAGCCCAUUUGGUUUCUAAAACCUUUGUGGGUUAGUACAUCUACGGCUAUUGGCCAGAUCAGCUGCGAUUCCUUGGACACGCUUACAUUUUUCACAGCUGAUUGUCAGCAAUAGGAAAGAGCUGCUGGGCAGUAUGCGGCACUCGUGUGCUGCAAGAGUUAAAUCAUUAAUUGAAUUGAAAGCAGGUUGUUUUACGUGCCUUCCGAUUAAACAGAUUUUCUUCCAAUAGGCUGCCCAUCAGCUUUAAUAAGUUAUUUGUGCCUUAGAAAACAUGGCAAACCUGUCAACUCCCUUUUCAUUAUUAAAUUAUACUGCCCUCCCAGGAAUCAAAAAUAAGUAAAAGCAUAAUAUAUAUAGUGCAUGCUUGUGUGUAAAAUAAUAGAAUUAUUCCUGGUACAAGAAACACUCCAUCUUCCCCCACACACACUGUACAAUUUACUAGCCACUGGAAUCCAAGAGAGUCCGUGGCACACACCAGGAAUACAUUUCUGUGUGCCAGAACAAAAUCAUGACUCUCCAAUGGCUAGUAGCUAGUUGGAAUCUUGAUCCGUGUGUGUAUAGAUAUACAAUGUAUAGAAACGCAUAGACAUGAUAUAGAGGGCUAGUGCUCAUGUAAAAGAGAUUGUUUCCUGUUCACAGCUCAAAUCCUUGGCAUUUUGCUAAUCACGCCUCUGCUUUUUAUUGAGGUUCAAGUGAAUUGCUGCUCCCAGAUUGUCUGUGGGAUAAGUACUCUGUCUCCUGUGCAUAGUGAAAACACAGCUGGGGUGAAAUGCGCAAUUGUAGAGCAGGGUGUGGCCCUACAUAUACCCUAAUUCAUUAUCAUAAAAUGCAAUAAGCAGGUCUCUGACGCUCCCGUACAACCUAGACUGUGCCUUUUUAAACAUGUGAGGGGGAGGGUAGCAGAGAGAGCUACGUGCAAUUGUCGUCUCCUGGAGAGUGCAACUGAUACAGCCAUAACCACACAAAGAAGAGUGGUUGAGCACCUCCCCUGUUUAUCUAAUAAAUUGUCUCUGUACCAUUAAAAUGCUCUAUUUACAUUUAUGCCUUAAUAGUCAUGUAUUUUUUUUCCGUGUUUUUUUUUUUUUAUUAUAUAUAAUUUCGCCCUACUUUGUUAAGCAACAGUACUUAAUUUUUUAGUGGGGUUGAUGUGGGCCAUUUAUUUAAUUGCAUGUUAGGAUAGAGCACUUCUGUUGUCAGUACCAACCGAACCCUUUCAACGAGGGCACGUGCCAUUAUAGUGAACGUCAAACGUUAACUUGGUUUUCUAACUACCUCCUGGCAUUUUCUCAAAUUCCAUUUAUUUUUUGUCCUUUGUCCCACUUAAAACAAUUGUAUUUCACUCUGUCAACAAAAUGCCAGGUUGUUGACCCAAGGGGAGCUGGCACCCACGACCUUGAUCCUCCAAACAUGUAGAGAUUAUUGAAAUCCUGGCGUGUUGAAUUUCUGGACAGGCCUGCUGUUUAUGGCGUAACUAGGAGAUUAUGUAAAGAGCUGGAGUGAAAUCAAAACACAAUAUUUCCUCUUUGUUCAUAUUCUUACUUUUCUUUCUGAUAGCUUCCUUUCCUCUGCAGGCCUAGCGAUAUCCACAUCCUCUAUAUUGAUAUAUGUAAUUUAUCCAUCAGCUCCCAGUUCGGCUGAACGCCCCGGGCAGAAACGAAGAUUCCCUAGUCCUCAGCAUUCGUCCAAUGGACACUCCCCUCAAGAUUCAUCAACGAGCCCAAGUAAAAAGAAAAAGAAACCGGGGCAGUUAAACAGCAGUAAUAAAGACCAGGUAAAUGUGAUUUGUAAUUGUAUAAAUUCAUCCUUUUUGACUUCCUCUUCCUCAGUAUCCUGCACAAUUCACUGACAGCAUUAUGCAUUUUUAAAUAUUUAAUGGGUUAAUGGGACAUUGUAGAAACUAUAAUGCCUUCAUCGUUUUGAAGUGAUUAUAGUGUCUGGAGUCCUCUGGCACUGUUUUAUUAUUCAACCUUAAACCAUUUUUAAUGUGUUAAUACUAAAUGAGAGUCCUCAGCAGUCCAUCCCCUCUGUGCUGCUUGGCCCAACAAGGAAGCAUUUGCCUGAGCAGCAAUGAUUGGAUAAGUAUGUAAGCUGACCUCUUCUAACCUAUCCCAUUAUUGGUAUGGCUAAAAGGAAGUGUAUAAUCUCUGCCUUAGCCACACCUCCAGUAGGGGCCAGAUAUGGUCGGCCAGAAACCAUAAUUUAGUUUUAAACUACUCGAAAAACACUACAUGCAGAGGCAGCUUUAGGGGUCACCAGACACUAUAACCAAUUCAGAGCCAUGAAAUGGUUAUUGGUUAUAGUGCCAACAGUGUCUGUAAAAAUCACAUUAAAUAUAAUGAUGUUUUAUAUAUAAUUUGCUAAUGCUGUUUCAAGACUAAAUAUAACACUUUUUAAAAAACAAAAAUGUUUUAAAUAAAGAUAAUGUAUGGUUUAUGGCUUAGCACCGGAGUAGAUUUCUUUCUAUAUUUACACAUCCCUUCUUUCUUAAACACCAACAGACCGGUCUCCAAAAAUCACCCAUGACUUGUGUUAGCCUUCUUUCCAUGUGAUGCACCAUUUUCCUUUAAAUUAAUAUUAAAGAUUUAGCAAGUCACAUUACAAUCCAGUUCUGUCCAGGCACAGCCCUGGCACACAAUGCAAAUGAGGAGGAGAAAUCGAAGCAUUGUUUAAUUUCUCCUCUGCUCUUCAUGCUUUCACCAUAAUGACUGCCAGGUGCAAUAAUUGAGUUUACAAUAGUAAUUGACAGGCGUCCAAGAUGGAAGCGCCCAGUUGCAGGAUAAACAGUGUUGCAUUUAUACGUUUACUUUUAUUGUUCACUCUUCACAAAUAGAUAUUUGUUAAAUGUAGGGGGUUAGUAAACAUAAUAUUAAAAAUCCUGCCAGCCUUAUUUAAACGUUAACGGAUCAUGGAAAAAGGCAAAAUGCAUAUGCUGAAGUUUUAUACUAAUGCAUCUCUAUGGAGAGCAUUCGGGAUCGUCAUGCAGACCAUGGAAACACCGAACAUCAGUCCUGCAAAGAUUGCUGGAAUGUAACAGGAAGUACUUCUAGUGCUUGCCUGAUUGACAGCCUAUAGAGGACUACAUAGGGACAAAUGAAAACACUGCCUUCUCAUGGACAAGACAAUGUUUACAAAUGAGAGACUGCACUGACCGUUUGUGCCUAAAACCCCUACAUUAAGCUGCAGUGCUUCUGGUGUUUAGAGUGUCCAUUUAAAUGCUUGUCACAGUUUAGUUAUGUGUUCCUGCAUAAGCAGCCAUACUGACUAUUUAACAUAGGUUUUUCAUAAUUAAUCCUCCCUGUUAAAGGGACACUCUCUCAGUAAAAUUGCCUGGGUGUAGUGCCCAUGCUGUUUUAGCCCCGCAAUGUAAAACAGGGUUAAAUACACCUCUAGUGGUUGUUUACCUAACAGUCACUAGAGGUGCUUCCCUUUGAGAACCAAGUCACUCUUAAUCCCAUUCUGCUCAUCGAAAGCAUUUGGUUGGCGAAGCGCAGAGAUUUGCCACACAUGCGCACUAGCCUCUCAAUUCUUUUGUACAGGGAAGCAAUUGAUUUGUAGAGAUCAUCAGCACUGACUUAAUGUAAGUAAAUCUUUUCUUUUAACCCUUGUGGGGGGAAGCAAUAAUCCAAAUAGUAAGGAGAACAUUAUAGCAUUAGGAAUACAGGCUUGAAUUCCUAAUGCCAUAGUGUUCCUUUACGUUAACCCUCCCCUUUGUUGGCAGCUAAUUGGUUGUGGAUGGAAGAGAGGAGAAGGGAACGUAGUUCAGGAUGGUGAUGUACUUUGUUGUGCAAGAAAUGUAAAUGCUUUGUGAAGAACUCCACUUAAAGACAGAAAAAAAGAACAAAUUAUUUGGCAGUUCACGUCCGUUUUAACUGCAUUCUUUGGAAGGUCAAAAAGAUAGCACUUCUUUCAUCUUCCAAAUAAAUAAGAAAUAGGUAUGUGAUUUAAAAGAAAAGGUUUUGAUUUAAAUCUUUUCCAGGCAGGAUGUCAUAAUGUGUCUCUGGUAAAAGCUGCAUUUUCUAUGUCUUCAAACUUCAAAUGAUGUUUCUUCAGUGACUGAUACAAAUGUAUCAGUUCAGCCAGAAUUGCUUUAUUGCUAAAGUUCAUCUUGUAUAUGCAAUAUCUCUGUAUAUACAGGGAACUAAAAAACAUUCACACGUAAAUUUCACCAGCACCCCCACCCACCCCCCAAAUAGUGUGAUGGUUAUGUAGUUUUGUCGUCUGUAAAAUAGGUGGAUGACAAGGUUGGCUCCAGGUAAGUUUAAAACCGUUAAAAUGUAUAGAUUUAGACAUAUACUUACCCUAAUACCAGUUCUGAAGGCUCCAGUUGACUGUAUGUGUCAGCCCCUUCCCCUCCACCCCCCACCCCGCCCCCCCCCAAAAAAAAAUAAUCUAUAUGAUGUACUAAAAUAUAGUAUUGUGUGUGUGUGUAUAUAUAAUUCUGAAAUGUAAAUCUGUUGUAUGGUAUUUGUACAAGUUCUGGCCAAACUGUUACACUGGUUUUCCAUUCUUAUCAUCCUACACACCAUGGAAUUCAAACAAAAGCAGAUCACAAAUAUUAAUAAUAUAGAAUCAUUUUAGGUUACUGUUGCCUCUUAAAGAGGAAGCAAAAAAUAAACAAAAACUGGCUGAUCGGUAUUGUUCUCAUACAAGUGCCACGAUUCUAGCCCCCUCCAUCUUAUUCUCAGUCAUAAAAUGAUUACAAAGAAACUAAACCGGAAUGCAUUAACUGACUCUAGUGUGUAUUAGUACCUCCUAGUUUAUUCUGGAGAGUGGAUAUGGGUGCACCAUUAAAGUUUUGGGGUUAUAACACCUCUUAAUAUAUGUGUUUUAUGUCUGGAUCUUAGUCUGCAAUCCAGAAUAAAUACGGUGUCACUAGGGCAUGGUACCUCCUUUAAUAAUUAGGGCUUAGAUGAAGGUCAGAUUAAUUCAGGAAUACAGAUAAUACUAAGGGGUUUCCACGUUGUCUCUUACCACGGCACCUGUCGGCACUUUUAGGAUGCAAUAUGUCGAAUAUACGUGCAUAGCCUACUAUGGGAAUGUCUACAAGAUGGACAUUGAACUACAAAAACUUCUGGUGUGAUUAAAAAUGCAAGUGGAAAGCUUAGGUAAAGUCUGUUCAUGCGUGCGGCAUGCAGCAAUCCAUUAUUCCAAAGGGGCCCGAUGAGAACAAGUUGUUAAUUUUUCUAAUUGUGGACACCAGAAAAUGAAAGCCAGCCUCUAUGUGAAAAAAACAAAGGAAACAUAGCCCUUGUUACAACGGUAAACCUGUAAUCCCAUCAGAAAAAUGUAAACCCUUCUAAACCCGGCCAGACUUUCUGUGGCUGUCCAAUCACAGAUUUCUCAAUGCAGCUCAAUGAUAAGUCUUUGCAAGACAGCUGCUCUGGGCAAUUGCUGUCUCUUGAGCUUAGCUCAACUGAGCAAAACAGACCAGGAAGUGACAGAACCGGUUGUCUGAUUGACAGCGAUGGGGAAGUAUCCAGGUUAAAAGUGCCAAUUUCUAUUAAAAUCUGCAGUGUUUGUAAAAUUUAAAAAAGAGGACCCUGUCUUCCAACAAGUAAAGCAAUUCAGCAAACUGAAGUGCUUUAGAAGUCUAGAGUGUCCCUUUAAGAGGGUAGUAAAACCCAUUGGGCAUAGCAGAGCACUCUUUAAAGCACCAUUUUUUAACUUGCAAGUUAUAUUCAGUAGUGUCUUGCUUUUCUGGGUGAUGUAGGCCUUAAAAUUGAAAACUGGAGUCUUUUAUACCCAUAGCAGUGUGUCGAUUAAUCAGCCUGCACAUGAGCAGAAUUCGUUUUUCUUUUAAUGCCUAAAAUGGAACGUUGAGAUUUCUGGGGACACUCUCAUUGGUUGAAAACUUUCUCACUGGUUGUUGUGCUUGCAUUAUUUUCAGCUUCAUUCUUUUAAUUUAUGCAAAGAUGUUUCUGUAGUCCCAGCCAUGCAUUGCACAUAAAGUAUGCUUACUGUAUGUUUGGCUUUGCAUAUUGCACAUUUAUCUUCUUGCUUUUUUUGUUAUUUACAUAAUUAUGUAUUAUUAUUUUUUUAACCGAAAUUUGUUUUUCUUACCUACGUUGCAGUCAGAACUAAGGCAUGGUCCGUUUUACUAUAUGAAGCAGCCACUCACCACAGAUCCUGUUGAUGUUGUACCCCAGGAUGGCCGAAAUGAUUUCUAUUGCUGGGUUUGCCAUCGUGAAGGCCAAGUUCUGUGCUGUGAGCUCUGCCCAAGAGUUUAUCACGCUAAGUGUCUGAAAUUGACAGCUGAACCAGAGGGUGAUUGGUUUUGCCCUGAGUGUGAGGUAAGACUCAUCACCAUAACUACUACAGCCUUAUGCCAGGUGUACUCUGGCCUUGUUUCCUAGUAGUGGGGCAAACUAUAUCGGAAGAGUCCUAUCAACCCUUGCCUGGUCUCCUUUAUGGCUGGCUGUGAAGUGCUUUUGGCUUCUUCAGAGCUGCAAAGCCACUUACCGAUACUGCCAGUCAUUCAUUGGCUAAGAGCAUUAGCUGACCACAGUCAGCUAAUAAUUGCAAUAGAAAUAUGCGCAGAACUUACAUUAGUCAGCCCGGAAUCCCAGUGAUACUGCCUGAGGUAGUAUUACACCUCAGGUAGGAGAGGGGUCAAUGUCCUUAGUGGCAGUGUAGUGCCAUAGUGAAAUGCUGCACAUACAGUCUCCAGGCACCAUGACCACUUAAAAUUGCUCAACUGGUCAUAAUGCUUGGAGUAAUCCUGUAAAGAUAAGAUGAAGGACUGUUGCCUCAUACUUUUUUUUUUUAAUUAAUUAAUUUAAAAAAAAAAAAAAAUUUUUAAAUGCUGAGUAAGCAGAUGGAAGUAGUGUUCUUAUUAGAACAUCAACUGAUUAUUAAAAUUAUUAUUAUUGCUAUUUAUAUAGUGCCAGCUUAUUUCACAGUGCUUUACAAUAUUGUGAACGGGGGGAGAUUUAUCAAUAAAUGAGACAUUUACAAAAUGUUACAGAUACAAUAGGUAGAUGAGGACCCUGCUCAAAUCAGCUUACAGUCUAGAGGAGGUGGGGUACAAAUACACAACAGGGCAACAAUGGGGGCAGCAACCUAACAAGGUUGGAAUAUAGCAGAACUGGAGGUGAGAGUGGUGUGUGGCCCUUUAGGAGAGAGCAAGUGACAAAUAUGUAACCUAGAAGUUACUCUUAAAGGCCAUAAGUUUUUCUGAAUAGAUGGGUUUUGAGGGACUUCUUAAACGAUUGACGACUUGGGGAGAGUCUGAUGGGGGGUAGGCAGGCUGUUUCAAAGGAAAGGAGCCACUCGUGCGGAAUUCAGCAAGCGCAAGUUAGCAAUAAGGGUGCGAGCAGCGAACGUUUUAGUUUUUAAAUAUUGUUCACAGGUCACCUCUAUAUACAUAUAAAUGGACAUUGUGUGUGUGUUGGUUUUUUUUUUUUUUUUUUACCAGAUUGUACAACUGUGAAUUUAAUUUGUACAGAAAGUUAUUUUUAAUUUUAACACGUUUUAUAGAUUUUAGACAUAUUCUUAAAUCAUCUAUUUUGUACCAAAACAACAAGCAAUGUUCACAAGACACAGAUUGUAAUUUGUUAAUUCUUUGUAACCUUUAUUUCCCCCUCCACCCGUAUGGCUCAUUCUUGUGCAGCAUACACAUUUUUUUAUUUUUUUUAUUUAAAUAGUUCAGAUAAGUUUUUAAAUCUGGUUAACACUAAUAUGUGCAAUGCUGUCUGUCCCGAUCCUAGAUUGAACUCAGUGGAGUUGUAUUUAUUAAUGAAAAAUAUACACACGCAACUGAUAUAUACACCUGGAAAACUGUAAGCAAGAGACCACUGAAGAAAAAGAAAAAAAACUAAAUACAGUGACAAAAUAUUUUAACGUGCGCCAAAAUGGCAACUCAUUAAAUUAUGGGAAAUAAUUGCUGUGAUGUUAAGUGGCCUGCUUAUUGCAACAAAGUCUGUGUGAAUGUUCUAAAAUUAAAACGUGAAAAAAUGGAAUGUAGAAAUAAGAGAGCAUUGUGUUCUACAACACCUGCACUUUAUCUCUUACAAAUAUUCACCCCAUUUGUAUGUUUUCUUACGUUGCAGUAUUCCGAAUUUAUUUUAUUGGUAUAUCUUUAACCAAAACCAUUGCCCUCAAUAAAUUGUGCAGUAUUACUAGUAGUAUAGUAAACUUUAAGAAUAGGGCCUACCUAAUUUUACAGUUGAAUAAUGGUUGCCCCAAAUAAAUAAUAUGGUCCAUGUUAAAUGGUUAAGAAACCCUUGUGUAAUUAAUUUGUGUUAAUUACAUACUAGUUUUCAUCUUUUAUCUUGGAAGGAAGUGAGAUUAUCGGUUUUAGCAUCCUCCUCACAUACAGAUUUCAGUUAGUUAAAGCUCCAGAACUUUUUCUUGCUGUUUUUAGUUCAAACCCCGGCUGACCAUUUGCUAAUUUAUUUAUUUUUUCAUUUUCCCCUUCCUGUAGAAAAUCACUGUUGCUGAAUGCAUAGAGACUCAGAGCAAGGCAAUGACUAUGUUAACUAUUGAACAGCUGUCUUACCUGCUAAAAUUUGCACUACAGAAGAUGAAACAACCUGGGGUAGGUCUUCAUAAUUUUAAUUUCAUCUAUGUUUUGUACCUUUAUAUCGAAGUGAACAUCUUAUAGCUACAUUAAAGAACUGUCUCCAACCAUAUCUAAUGGCGACAUUUUGCUACGCUUAUUAGAUUAAUUCUUCUGAUAUUUUUCUGGUAUCCCCAAAAUGGGACCUCGGAGAACAAACAAGCAGGACCUUGCCAAUAAAUCCAAGACUGUUGGAAGAUAUGGAACUCUAUUUUUGCAGUACUCCUGGUUUUAACUGUAUUUUAUGCCUGCCAGAUGGCUAGCAAAUCGUCAAUCAGAGAGCCAGGAAUUACACCUCUUGGCUUCCAACACGCAUAGUGUGUUGACAUGGAGGGGCUUGUGGACGAUGAAUCCUGGGAGAGCACAAUUGCCAGUGGAAAGACUGUCCUUGUCUCUGUGAUGAUGGGUCCAUGAGUAGCUGUGUCCACCCAACAUCAAUAACCACAGAAAUGAGCACAUGUAGGCAAUGACUCUUGGUAGCAGGAAGUAGAGACCUGUCUCUCUGACUGACUGGACUUGUAGACUGAGCUAAGAAACAGGGAAAAAAACAAAAUGUUAAAAACUCUGCAAACAGUGUAGAAUGUACGUGAAUAAUAAAAGUAUCCAUGUAGAAUUUAAAAAUCUGUAUACAUGCCAUCAAUAAUCAAGGUAUACAGUUACUGCAUUUUUUUUUUUUUUUUUAAUAUAGAGACGUACUGCUCAAUCAUUUAUCAUAAUGAAGGCUUCAGGCAAUCAAGCAUUUUAAUGCCAUUAAUUGCGUGAUCAUUCCUAAGAUAUCCCUGAUCACUCUCAGAUCCUAUCAACUUUGGGUUAGGAUAAAAAUGUUAAGUUUAUAAAAAUAAAAUUUCGUAAUCCUAUUCUUAUUUCACAGACAGAGCCAUUCCAAAAGCCUGUGUCUUUGGAACAACACCCUGAUUAUGCAGAGUAUAUCUUCAAUCCUAUGGAUCUUUCUACAUUGGAAAAGGUUGGUAUGUCCAGUGUGUUGUGUUACUAAUUAAUUUUUUUCUCUAUUACACUUGUAUUUUAAUUUUUCAUUUAUUAUAUAUCCUGUAUAUGAAAGAAUAACAUUGUAGACUGCCAAUUAAACCUUUCGUAAUGUUACGCGAUGGCUUAUUUACAGUAUUUUUUACUAAAGCGCAGCUGACUUUGUCUAUUUUGACCUUAAAUUAAAUUCAUUUUGAAUUUGCAUUUUAGUGAGAAAUCUGCAAGUAUAGAUCACACGAUUUUACACAAUUUCUAAAUUAGAUUUUUGUUAUGGUCACAUGGAUGUUAUUGUAGGAAAUAUUAAUUUUAUCUUGUUUUAUUUGUUUAAAAUGUCUGCAGAAUGUAAAAAAGAAAAUGUACGGCUGUACUGAAGCCUUCCUGGCUGAUGCCAAAUGGAUUUUACAUAAUUGCAUUAUAUACAAUGGUGGUAAGUAGAAUGUACCAUUAUUGUGUGCUUUUAAAGAGCUACCAUAUUUGAUGAACGUAGAUUUUAGUAUUUGUCCAUCUGGACUGAGCAUCUUUUAUCUGUUUUAUAUUUUUAGGAAAUCACAAACUCACACAAAUGGCGAAAAUCAUAAUCAAGAUUUGUGAACACGAGGUAAGGCACGUUUGGAGAGUUUAAAAUUCCCAUUAAUGUCAUUAUCACAAUGUGGUGAAGAUCCAUUUUUCCAAGCCCCUGUUCCCCCUUUCUGUAAGAUAGCAAUUGCGUGCUUGUGUUAGCAAACAGUCUGGUUAAGCCAGGCAGCUGGGUUCGCUAUGAUGGUUAAAAGUAACCCUACAAGUUAUAUGUAACAGUGUCCGAUUGUUACUUUCAUUUUGGCAAAAUACCCACUGUUAUUGUGUUGGCGCAGGACUCCAGCCUCAUCUUAUCCACCCCCUGAAAAAAUAAAUAGUGUAGGGCAAAUAUAGUGGGAAUGUUGCAGUCCAGGGCAUAACCAGGUGUGUGAAAUUAAUUUAUGUCUCAGCCACUGCCAAUAUCUUUUUAUCCAUUCUUCCAGUGCUGAUCGGCAAACUUUGUUGGUACUAUGGAUGUACCUGGGGUACGAGGUGAUGUUUGAGUGCCAAGCUAUCUUCUCCUUUGUGCUAUGUAUUCUAGACAAAGCUACAGUGCAGGGCUCACAACUUCCACUAGCCAUUGGCAAGUUAAAAUGUAGCCUUGCCUACCACAUGCAAGAGGCAGGCAGACAACGAUAAGGGUUCACAAGACACAGACCGUUAAAUACAGUUAUCACUGCCUGCAGACCUCAGAAGGGAGAUCACACCACCUCUCCCCCCACCCCUCACAGUAAACGACACCUACCCUUAGCACAUAAGACACCAACAAAGACUCCCAUUAAGACUACUAGAACCAAACAGGCUAACACACUGGGAUCUAUAGAGCUAUGCCUGUCUUAUUGUUUAUGCGAAAGGACCUGCGAGUCCACCGAAAAAGAACCACAAAAGCUCAAAAGUGACUUGUAUGCCACUAUAGUUUACACGGUAACACCGUAUAUCCCCCAAAAAAAACAAAAAACAGAAAUUGUAAAUGUUUGGACCUGCGUGUCCACACUGUUGGCUCACCUCAUGAAAAUCUUGAAAAACUCAAAUAAAAUAUAUAUAUUUUUAACAAAUUUUUUUUUAUUCCUGCCAAGUAGAAAUUGACCCCUGGUGGGUAUACUACGGCUUGCAGUGGCAAGAAGCUUUUUAAGGCCUGGCUAGUAGCAUAGGACUACAAAUUGUAAGUGAAAUCUAAACAUACAAAAUUAAGCCCUGCGCUCAAACUCCCACUACUCUUGGGCUGCAGCAAUGACUGUAGUACUAUACAAUAGCACUGGUUGGCAGCAGUGACUAUAAUACACAUCAGCCCCAAUACAUAAAACAGGCGGCAAAAUAUGAUGCCAUUGCCUGCGACCACUGCUUAAUCGGUUUUAUAAUCCCAGUCAAAUUGACACCCCCCAAAACCUCUAUGUUGAUGUCAUUAGUUGUAUUUUAUUUUUUUAACAAACAGAUCAUGCAACUGCCCACAUGUGCACAUAGGAACUAUUACAAACCAUCAGCCAUGAGUGCUCUAAAACUUCCUUUUUCUGAUGUGGCUACUUGCAGACACAAAGCUUAGCAGUUUGUUUCUCUGCAAGCUACAAUCGACUGCGUUGUGUGAUUCUUUGUGCGCGUCAUACCUGGGUCAUAUUUUGGAAAUUAAUUGACGAUACAACAGGCUGGGGUAAAAACCAAGUUGUAAGGUUUAGACAUAAAUAGCCAGCUCACCACAAUUCUCUGAUAAGUAAAUAAAAAAUAAAUAAAUACGUGAAGAGUUGUUGCUACCGUUGUAUUAAGCUCAACUCAGAAAGCUGUUCUGUCUCUCCUGUUUGGGAAUGGGGAAUAGAACGUUGGAGCUCCUGCUUGCCACCUGCUGUUCUGAUACAGGAAUUGUUUUUACUCUUUACUGAUAAUCUACAGUUAGAUGAUUUGGCAUUUUUUUUUGUGCUAAAUUAUAAUUUUCAUAGGUCAUAAUUUAUUAUUAUAUCUUCAAAUUUGAUACGGCUGAUAACAUUUUCUGCCUCGAUUUUACCCUAAGCUAUAGACCUUAAAAUUAACUGUGUAUAUAGUAUUCAUGAUUGCUAAAUCUUUAGAUUCUUUAUAAAACAUUAAAAAAAAAAUUAAAAAAAAAAGCCAAAGUUCACAUUUAAGUGGAAAACAAAGAUAAGCUAAUAUGUGACUUUCGGAGUUUUAUUCAUUGGUGCUAUUUCUAGUGACCAUUUUAAUUUAACUUUUUUAGAAAACAAAAUAAAACUACACAAAAACUACUACUACUGAUAUGUUUACCUAAUAAUAACAAUAAUCAUAAUUUAGACAUAUUUGACUUGCAUGCUUUCGGAUUUCUCCCAACAUUUCUCUUGUAGUAUUGUUUUUUUACUAUUUUUGACUCUUUUGUUCCUCUCUCAUAUCUCCUUUUAUCUCCUGGGAUCUUUUUUCAUAUUGGUGACUCCCCACAUCUGCUCCUCAAAUCUUCAGUUUGAUAUUUCCAACCUCCUCGGGGAAUCACAUUUCGAUUUCAGGCAUUGACCCCCAUAGAACCCCUUUACGAUUCCCAUCAACAGGCACCCGAUACUCUGUUUGAGAUACAGCCCAACAAAACAGCACAAUAAAUACGUAAUCACACACGGAUUGAGAAACAUAGAAUGUUACAGUAGAUAAGAGCCAUUUGGCCUUUCUAGACUGCCUAAUUUUCUUACUUACUUGCAUUAGUCUCUUAUAUCUAGGACAGGACCACCAAUGGUCUACUUGUGUUUUCAAAAGAUGUUCCACAAAGCCUCUCUUUCACUGAGACUAUUGUAAUUCUAUUAUUUUAUAACAUUCCAUAGGUAAGUGAGAGUUUUGGUAUUUGAAACAUUCAGAUAAUAAAUUAUUAUUUCAGGUAGGAAUGUUUGGAUAAUCUGUUAUGCUUUCUCUUGUUAUGAUUAAUUAUUAUUAUUUUUAAUUUUUUUUAUAGAUGAAUGAAAUCGAAGUAUGUCCUGAAUGUUAUUUAGCUUCUUGCCAAAAAAGAGAGAACUGGUUUUGUGAGCCUUGUGUAAGUAGAAAAUUACAAAUCCAAAUCCAAAUCCAAAAUGAGUUUUUUUUAGCCCAAAAUCCUAGUGACUUUUAACCAAUAUGAACUGGUAAAUGAGAUGAUUACAUUAUAUUUCAAUAAGGACCAACUAUAGCCAUGUCUUAAAUCAUUAAGGGUUAGCAAAGUAAAACCCAAAAAAUCAUAUCUACCAGAAAUACAACAUUUUGUUCCGAACCAAAUACACCAAUAAGUACUUGACUUUAAAUGCAUUCUAAUUUGGCAUUACUCUAAUAAUUUACUUAAAGGACCACUCUAGGCACCCAGACCACUUCAGCUUAAUGAAGUGGUCUGGGUGCCAGGUCCCUCUAGGAUUAACCCUUUUUUUUUUUUUCUAAACAUAGCAGUUUCAGAGAAACUGCUAUGUUUAUAAAUGGGUUAAUCCAGACUCUAAAGCCUCUAGUGGCUGUCUCAUUGACAGCCGCUAGAGGCGUUUGCGUGCUUCUCACUGUGAAAAUCACAGUGAGAAGACGCCAGCGUCCAUAGGAAAUCAUUGUAAAUGCUUUCCUAUGAGACUGGCUGAAUGCGCGCGCAGCUCCUGCCGCGCAUGCGCAUUCAGCCGAAGAGGAGGAUCGGGGGCGGAGAGGAGGAGGAGAUCUCCCCGCCCGGCACUGGAAAAAAGGUAAGAUUUAACCCUUUCCUCUCCCCAGAGGCAUCCUCAGGGGACUAUAGUGCCAGGAAAAUGAGUAUGUCCUUUAACAUUCCUUUAACGGAAUUGGAAGUCAAAUUCGCUACAAGUACAUGCUCGCCCCUACAUAUGCAAAUAAUUAAACACAUGUUCAUUUUACUGUACACCUUGAUGCACACACUCCUUAAAGCCUUAAUCUAGGCACAAUAUCCAGCUCAGUUUAGUGGUUAUGGUGCAAUACACUUUGAAUACUCUCACAUGGGUUUUGCGUUGGCCUCUUUUGAGUUGUUGGCCAGCCUUGUCAUCCAAUCACUGCUGUCCUUAUUGGAUAGCAUAGAUAUUGAUAAUGAAUAUGUGUAUAUUCUACAUUAGCAGUGUAUCUGGAAAGGGGGUAGGCUUUUGACUAUACACCUGUCAAAUUAAGGUCAAAAUAACCAUGUUGAGGUUUAUAAGUCUACAAUCAAGCCACCAACCUCACUCAUUUUAAAAUAAAUUCCUAAAAAUGUAUGUUUAGGUUUUGAACUGUGAUCUCUUAUCUUUUUUUUCUCCUUAGAGCAAUCCACACCCUUUGGUCUGGGCAAAAUUAAAAGGAUUUCCAUUCUGGCCCGCAAAAGCCUUAAGAGAUAAAGAUGGACAGGUUGAUGCACGCUUCUUUGGACAGCAUGAUAGGUAGGAAUAUUUCCAAUGCCUGUCUUUCCUUUACAAAAAUACAUAUAUAAUAUUGUCUGGCUGGUUAAUGUUAAGCACGUUAAGAAAUGGCACCUGCAGCUUUUAAAUAUUUUUAAGAAAUAUGCAUUUAUUGUUGUAAUAUAAGAAAUUUAAAAUAAAUUCUGUAUAAACUAUUUACACAUUUCCAUUGCACCAAUAUCAGCCGAGGGAGCUAAUUAUCCUUCGCACACGUUUUCAUGAGCACUUCCUGUGUAUAGGAUGUGGUUGUAGACCAGCGCAGGAAGUGAGAGGUGCCAGUGAGAAUUUCUUCCCCCUGACGUGUGAAAACCAACCUUUAGAUACAAAUUUACUAAUAUUUUACAAAGGUCUUUACAUGUCUGUUAAUGUUUGUUAGAAAAUGCUUUUGAACAUAUAUGUAUUUUUUUUUUUUCAUCUAGCUUUCAUUUCCUUUGUGGUCAAACAAAUCUUACACAUUUACCUCCGAGUGAUUCAAUACUAAAACCAAUGUAAAAUAUAAAAUUCACACUGUAAAAGUUGUUACGUAUAUAUAAAACGUGCUACAAUGUUUUACAUUGCUUUGAGAGGAUAGGUGAGCCUAGAAUCUUCUAUCUUUAAAUCUCCCACCCUAUAUUUCUUCUCAAUCAAGGCUUGAUAAUUUUGGCAGGAAUAUAUAUCAUCUGUUUGUUUGGACAGGCCUCCGAGAUAGAAAUCACUACUUCUCAAGGACUUCCCUGAAAGCUUUAAUGACUACUGGGUAGGUGGUAAUUCGGACAAAUACCUAGAGAAUUAAUUCAAGAUCUCAGAUUAAUGGAACCCACUUAAUGCAAAAUAAAAUUUAGACUUUUGCUUUAUGCACAACAAAAGUCAUGUUACAAUGAAAUCUGAUAGAUAACUAUUCCCGUCUUUUAUCCUAAAUUACAUUUUUAUUUUUUUUGUAGGCAUAUGUUUUUCAUACUUAUUUUGACAACUGCUUUCUGCUCUUGAGUCUUUUUCCUCGUAAAGAUUUGAAUGGUCUUUUGAAAGAAGAUGAGUCACAUUUUAUACCUCAUCUCCAUUAAUUUACGCUUAGAAUCCUUUUGUGGUUUACUUUGUGUUUUUUUGGGGGGUCCUUUUGUAGUCGGGAAGAUUUUAUCAAGGCAAAAUAUUAGGAUAACAUAGAUAACCGGAAGAACCGCAAGCUUGUUGUAACAUGGGUAUUCAAGAAAACUUGUUUGAGCGUAAUUUGAAAAGCUAUCAUAUAAUAAGUGUAAACAUAGUGUCAAUACUCCACAUGUUAAGGAGACAGGUAUAUUAAUAUGGAUCAUGGUGUUCCAUCACUGAUCCAGUAUAGCGAAUACGAGCAGGCUUAGCAAAGGUGAGCUAUGUUGGGUUCACGUUUAUUAGGUGCCUACCUAUGGGGCUCUCAGAACAAUGAUCUAGUGCAGGGGCUCCCAACCCAGUCCUCAAGUACCCCCUACCAGUCUCGGGUUUAAUGAUUACCCUGUUGUGUCUAAAGUGUUUUGUUUUUUUCUUUUUCUAAAAACACCUUACACACAAAUGGGUAACCUUUAAAUCAUGGACUGUUAGAGGGUACUUGAGGACUUGGGUUGGGAACCACUGAUCUAGUGGAUUGUGGAAACUUGGCCUAGAGGGCCUGUCUGUUUCAAGGAAUAGCUGAGAGAUGGUGCAGAAUUGUCUUGGAGGAAGGUCCGUUAGAUAACGAGAAAUAGGAGGCUAUAGGGGAUAUUAAGAUCAGUGUAAGGUGUUAAUGAAACUAGAAGGAAGGGGGCAGAGUAAAAAGGUAGAAAAAUAAGUUAUAUUAUACUUUAAAUUAUGGAUGAAUGCUCCCAAUAAGGUAAUGUAAUGUUUAGGAAGGUAUCAUCAACAUUAAAACCCAAAUCUUUCAGGCUUAACUGUUUUCAUAAUUAAAACUAAAUGUAAACUUGGCAUUGAAUAAUUAACAAGACUUAGAAAUACCUCUUGCUCGGCACACGAAGGAUCGUAGUAACUUUCUUUUACGUCUUUUGCAGGGCCUGGGUUCCAAUGAAUAAUUGCUACCUCAUGUCCAAAGAAAUCCCCUUUUCUGUGAAAAAGACUAAAAGUAUCUUCAACAGUGCAAUGCAAGAGAUGGAGGUAUAUGUGGAGAACAUUCGCAAAAGGUUUGGGGUGUUCAACUACGCACCUUUUCGAACACCUUAUACACCAAACAACCAGUACCAAAUGUUACUAGACACCGGGAAUCCCAGUGCCGGGACAGCCAAGACUGAUAAACAGGAGAAAAUCAAACUAAACUUUGACAUGACUGCCUCCCCGAAGAUAUUGAUGAGUAAGCCUAUGUUAAACAGUGGCGGUGGGCGGAGGAUUUCUUUAACGGAUAUGCCACGCUCUCCAAUGAGCACAAACUCAUCUGUUCACACUGGGUCCGAUGUAGAGCAGGAUGUGGAAAAAAAAGCUGCUUCAAGUCACUUCAGUGCAAGCGAGGAGUCAAUGGAUUUUAUUGAUAAGAGUACAGGUUAGAAAAUAAAAAAUAAGAAAAAAAAAUUGGGAAAUUUAAAAGUUGAAUUUUAUGGGUUGAGUGUUUGGUUCGUUACAUAAAUUCUCCUGGUACUUGGAGACACAUGAAUCAAGAACUAAUGCUAUGAUGCAUACCUCUCCCUGUUAGUUCUUAAAUUAAUAUAUGUAGGGGCCUACAUUAAGAUUCCGGGCACGCAAUUCAAAAUAAAUUCGCAAAAGCGCAAAAUGAUUGUGAGGCUGUAGGGAAAUUAAGAUAAAGCUUACAAGCUGUAGUUUUAGACUUGUAAAAUAACCAGUUUGAGAGAGUUUUUAUUUAUUUAUAGCAAUGCACUAAGGCUAAGAAUUACACCAAAAAAUAAUAAUAAUAAUAAAAAACAUUUCAUUACUUUUUACAUAAUAUUGGCAAAGGUUUUCGUUUUGGGAGCAUGCGGAAAAUUGCUACAUGGAAUAUCUUGAUGUAUAUAAAUAUUUUUUUUUAAUCAAUGGUCCUGCAGCCUCUCCAGUAUCGACAAAGACUGCCCCUGGUGGAAGUUUAUCAGACAGCCCCAAGCCAUUCUCUCCACAAUCAACUCCAGUAUCUUCAAAGCAAGACCGGACCUCUACCACCGGCAGCAUUCUUAAUCUGAAUUUGGGUCAGUGUUUUGGGAAAAUUAUAAAAUAUUAACAUUGUUCUCCUUUUGUUAAGUUGAUUUAUCAGACAUUUGCACCAUGUCCGCUUGGUUUUGGAAUUCUCAAAGUAUUAUGGAGUGGAAAAAAAAAGUUCUGUUAAUGGAUUAAAAUCACUGCGUUCUAUCUAGUAUUGCAAUUUUUAUUUUAUUUUGGAUGUUGAAAAUAUGCAUUGUUGCAUCAGAUUCAAUUUGUCCAUAUGCCAAGCCAUACUGAAACCUUCAUAUUUUAUUACUUGCUCUUCCUGAUAACUGUAUGAAGAUUCCAAAAGUUUUGUAAUUUUUUUUUAUAUUGCAUCUAUAUAAUACGUACAUAUUUAAGUUUUUAAUCGUCUCCUAAUUAAUAGAGUUCCCUGAGUUUCCAUUGUAUCUGAUAACAACUAGAGAUAUACAUCCUUAGAAGAUCUUGAAUUUCUCUAUCAAACAUGUGUGUAUCUAUAGUUUAUUCAUAUUGUGUCACAAUUUAAAGUGUUGGAUUGAAAUCAUGAUCUCCACUGUUACCAAAGCCUGCAUAUGUAAAAGUUGAUUGAUGGCAGAACUCAACCCAAUGGCCAAGUUACUUCUUGUAGUGAGAAUUCUCUUACUGCGUGAUACUUUUUAUUUUUAAACUGGACACAUUUAAAAAACAAAGCAUGUAAGAUGAUGUAAAGGGUUACUUUAACCAAAAAAUAGUGUUUUCAUGGUUAAAGUAACUUUUUUUUUUUAAAUUCUUUAUUUUUGUUGUGCAUAAUAGUAACAUACCGCUCUGGUGCGCCACAACAGCGACAUCAGGAUAAGUUUAGAAAACAUUUGCUAUACAGGUUGUGACAUAUGUUAGUCAGGCACAUUUUUAAGUUAUUAGGAUUAGUGUUUCAACAGUGUAGAUUCUCGCUAGAGUAAUUGUAAAACAUCAAUAGUUAAACUCUGUGUGUCAGGGAAUGUGGACUAGGGUUAGGUAAGCAUACAGAUACUGAACCUGACUCUAUUUGCCAGUCAAUGCCACAUUUUCUUUGGAUAUUGCUUUAAAGAAGAAUUCGCUAGACACCAGAAAUGAACAAAGAAAGUCAGCUGAGAGCAGAUAGCUAUUACCCUCCACCCUGACUAGCUAUGCUAGACAGAUUAAAAAUGUAACUAAAUGAGCUGAGAGUGCUACAGUGCUACGGCUAAAUAAAUUGACGCUGGGACUUUCUGUCAAUCAUUCAUUCAACUUAGCUAGUCUGCUUCAGGCAUAUGCUGGCAAUUGGGUAUCAUAAGGGUUUAGCGUCCAUGUUCUCAGUAGAUACUUGGUGCUUAUUGUCUACACAGCGGUAGGUGAGAAGGGAUUCCCAGGGUGCUGGAGCGGUGUGCCCGCCAUUGGACAUGAAUGUGAGUGCUUCAGCCUAUACCCACAGGAGGGAAGUCUCUCUUGGUGUCUGGAUGCGCCCUGUCUUUGGUGCUUCUGUGGUGGGAGUCUGCUCUUGUAGUGACCUGUAGGAUGUGCCGCCGCUUGAUUGCUUGGUGUACAGCGCUGGUAGUGAUGAGCUGGGUCGUGCUGCGCUUGAUGCAGAGUUUCAGGUGAGGUGGGGUGCUUGCGUGAGAGGCUUGGUAGGCUAUUCCACUCAUGUGUAUUUGGGAGUGGGAGUAUCGUGGUACCUUUUCCCGCCGUGGGGAUUGCAGAUAUCUGCGUCGCCGUAUGGCUGUCCUGGGAGCUUGAGGCAGGCAUCUGUAGUAGCGGCGUCUCGUUGCGGGUCGGACCCAUGAUGCCACAGUUUUCACCGCCAGCUGGAGGGUCAUUCCGCCGCUGUGCAGUGUGGCCCAGAAGCUUGCGCAGAUCUGGUCUAAGGCCCCCAGGAGGUAUGUGGGUGGCUGGGCGCAGGUACUCUGCUCGUUAGGUCCGCGCUGGGCGGCCAUUUUGGUUGUGUCCUGGUAGUUUGGUGCCCUUGUCUGCUUGUGUGGUCUGUUCAGCUGCCCUCCGUGCCAGUCCAAGUGUCCAGCGUGGACCAGGAUGUCCCCCACCGGUCUGGGGGAGGAGGGGUUAGGAGAUGCGAGGUCUCUGAAGGGUUCCGGUGUCGGGGAGAGCGGCCGCCUCUCCCCGGCCCUAAUCCCAGUAGGCCGCACUUGGUUUCCCGCUCUCGGAGCUCCGACAGGCUCCGGGGUGGUCCUGAUCAGGUCCGUGGGACACCCCCGACGUGGGUGGUGUACCCUCGGUGGUUUUCUGGCAGAUUUGCCGUCGCUUUUACCCCAGUUUCUGCCCGCCAGGCAGGAGCUCGUGCUUUGCGUGUCCGUACGGCUUGGCGGUAGGCUCCGCCCCCAAAGUAACUUUUUGUGAUGGUUUGCUUCCAUGCCCCAAACACAAAAUAAAUAAAUGAAAAAGUCUUAAACUUGCCUUGUUUCCAUCUCCAAUGCCAAGUUCUUCCCUCAGUUCGGUCAUCUUUGGCUGGCUUCACUCCCCUUGCUGGAGGAUGAUCAGGGAUGACGGACUGAGGGGAGGGCAAGGGUGGCACUGGUGGGAGGAGAACAUGCCACCAUUGACUGUAAGAAACUGAUUUUGCAGAGAUUUGAUAGCUUGUUCCAAGCUUUCUAAUGACCCCCCAUGACACUGUCGGAUGUUGAGUUCGUCCUCUGGGAGGGGGGGGGAGGGGGCUUAGCCUCCAUAUGUGCAGUGUUGAGAGUGAAACGCUGCUGCACAUACAGACUCCAUGCACCAGGACUACAUUAAUGAAAUGGUCCUUAGAGUACAAAAAAAUUUAAAAAUAAAAUAUUCCACAAAAACAUGGCAUUACAUCUUUUUUUUCCAUUACUUCUGCUUGUGCUACAUGCUAGCCAAUGCAUUUCCAUAUGUACUAUAGGAAUUAGUUUGCUUUGAAUCAGUAAAAUUAAAGAAUGUUCAGAGACGCCUGGGCAUCUGCUCUGACAUGAUUUAUGCUCACUUGGACAUUUGUUCAAAAUUGCUGUAUAGUCAUAUAGCACUGCAGGGAUAAAUGCAAUUUAGGACAUGUCCAGACAGCCUGGGCAUUACGUGUAAAUAAAAUGUAAAAAAAAAAAAUUAAAUCUACUGAGAAAUUUGAAAACUAAAUGCAUGCAAUCUUGGAGUUAACUAUUGGGUUAUGCAAUAAUUUUCUUAUUGAGAGAGUCACUUUAAUGUAUCUCAUGUUUUGUUUGAGAUACCUAAGGUGAAUGUGGAGACUAACCCAGCCAUGCAUAUUUUCUCACAUUGUAACUAAUACUAUGAGGUUUGUACUAGGAUUAGUGUGAUUUUAAUAAAGUUUGCACUUUGUCUUUUCAGACCGAAGCAAAGCAGAAAUGGAUUUGAAAGAGCUGAGCGAAUCUGUUCUCCAACAGUCGACUCCCACUUCACUUAUAUCUCCAAAGAGGCAAAUCCGUAGCCGGUUCCAACUUAAUCUCGAUAAAACGAUAGAAAGCUGCAAAGCUCAGUUAGGUAUGAAUCAUCAAAUUAUUCCUCUAGCGGGAGUAUAACUAUUUUUCAAUUUACGAAAAAAACUAUAUUUGCUUAUUUUUUGGGGAAGCAAUACUCCAAGCGGGAGUACCGGGAGUGCUGUGGGACUGUCCCAGUUUAAUUUGACAAAGUGUUCUAGUACAGUUUGACAACUUACCUGGCCCCAUAGACACCGGGGGUCUCAUAAACAGAGUAAAAAGUAUCCAAGCUUCCUAAAACUGCUAUAGAUAAAACUUGUAAAAAUAUAUUAAGAACUGGGAAUCAUAAAAAGUAAUUUUAGUGGAGGUGGGGCAGAGCGGUCGCAGGAUAACUCAGCUCCUGCAAAAGACAACUAUAUAAAGCCUAUAAAUUAUGAUUUUAAGCGCCCACCUCACCCAUGACUGCGACCCUCAAUGGAUAAGGGCUACCGGAACUGGGGAGAGGCUUACUCACUGAGUUUAAGUCCCCCGGAGGGGAGACCUCUACAGCAACAGGCGGGACCUUUCCUGGCGGUGAGUGGAGUGGACGGCCGUCGCUCCACUAUCCCGCCUAACGGAACCCGACAGACAAGCUACACAUAUGAGGACCCGGUCCCCCCCCCCUUCUGGACCCGGUGGCCCUGACCGUGACUCCGCAGCUGAGGCAUGUGUGCAAACAGCAAGGGAAAGACCUUCUACCUCCUCGCUUUCAACUAAAGCGGCUCCUUCCUCCCGAUCCAGCCACUUGAGCCAGCAUUAGGAGGCACGGGCGACUCGAACAACCUCGAGAGAAGCACCACAGGAGGGGGCGCGGGAGACUGCUGCGGCAGAGGGCCCCACUUUAUGGAGCACUGCAGGCUCGCUUCUUACCCCGCUCGUGGCCGCAAGCUCUCGGAGAAUCAGGGAGGCUACCAGACUUGCCUAUUUUUACACCUACCGCACGCUGUUCCCUCGGCCGACGGUGCUUCGCCUUCUUGGGAGACUGUCCCCAGUCACCCCCUUCCUCAGUCACUCCCUUCCACUGUCACCAGCCACCCCCCCCCCUCAAUCACACUCUCCAGUCACCCCCUCCCUCAGUCACCAGUCAUCCCCUCCCUCAGUCACCAGUCACCCCCUCCCUCAGUCACCAGUCAACCCUCACUCUGCCACCAGUCGCCCCCUCCCUCCCUCACUCUGCCACCAGUCACCCCCUUCCUCACUGCCACCCCCUCACUCUGCCACAUGUCACCCCCUCCUUCCCUCACUCUGCCACCUGUCACUCCCUCUCUUCCAUGCUCUGUCACUCCCUCCCACGCUCUGUCACCUGUCACCCCCUCCCACACUCCGCCAACCCCUCUCUCUGCCAUCCCUAUCCCACCCCACACUAUGUGCAAUACACACAGUAUAUCCCUGGCCCACCCUGCACUAUGUACCUUACUCACUUUACAUAACCUACAAACUACAUCCCUGUCCCACACCACACCGUGUUCCCUACACACACUACAUAACCUAAACACAUCAUUUGGGGAAAAAAGUCAUUUUCGGUUUCGGUUUUCGGCCAAGGGCAUCUCACUCAACAUUACAUUCAGUCUUCAGUAGAGGCUCUUUCCUGAAUUCUGUAAAUCUCUUUACUGCCCGACAUCCAGCUCAGUAUAGAUAGGAUGGGGUUAGUAUCCUCCUGUUGUCCUUUCCUUCCAAUCGUCUAUAUAGUGCAUUAUGGCAAAUCCCUAUGAACAUUUAAAUAACAGAUUUGCGGUACCGUUGCAAUUGCCAAUAAAAUUUAAGCUCACUUGCCUAAUCAAGUAAAAACUCUUAGGUGAGUUCAUGAAUUCCUUGAUGACUUCCCUACCAUUACCAGUUUAGUGCUCAGCAAUCAGAUCCAUAAAGUUUGGGAGCAAGUCAAACAAUAAUUAAAAGUAAAUUGCCUUUUAUUCAACUUAGACAACCUCUGAGUCCAGAACCAAAUCCUUUUGCCAAAGAUUCUAGUUUUGGCAUGUGACUCAGUUGGUCUAGGAAAUGUAGAAUAGAAGUUGUGCCUCGCUUAAUAACUUAUUUCAAAUUUCAGGGAUCAAUGAAAUUUCGGAGGACGUGUACACAGCCGUAGAACACAGUGACUCGGAGGAAUCUGAGAAAACGGAUACUAGUGACAGUGAGUUCGCAAGUGACGAGGAUCAGAAGCCAAAGAAUGACUUGGGGGAGGAAGGGAGAAAAACAAGUGUCAAAGUCGAAAAAGACACCCCUCCUGCAUCCUUGGCGUCCUCGGUAAAAAAGAAGCCGAAGACACCAGGGGCAGUUGAUGUGAAGGAAGAACCUAAAAGUACGACAACAGAAAAAACAAGUCUGCCAGCCAAAGAGAAAGCAAGCACUGACACCGACAAGGAUGUGUUGGAAAAAAGCAAAACAUUAUCAAAUUCCUCGAAAGAAAAGCUAAAGGGAAAAGACGAGACGGAUUCCCCGACCGUGCGUCUUGGUUUGGAUUCUGACUCUGAAAACGAACUUGUUAUUGAUUUAGGAGAAGAUCACGCUGGGCGAGAGGGACGCAAAACGAAGAAAGAUCUAAAGGAAACACCAGCCAAGAGUCAAGAGUCAAGUAAGUAUUUUAUAUUUUCUUUCAAUGUUUUGUGACUAAUUUUUAAUUUUUUUUUAUUUGGUGAGCACUUUUUUUAGUGUGUAAGUAAGCAAAUGAUGAAAUAUUCAUCUUUGAUUAAAUGCACAGGUAAAGUUACUGCUGCAUUGAAUGCCAGCGGCCAGUCAACGCCAGAGACUCCUAUCCUGACUCGAUCUGCAGCGCAGUCUACUCCCGCUGUUGGAGUAACGGUAACUACUAGUGCCAUAGCAGCUCAGGCCACCCCAGCUGCAGCCACGGGCAGCCCGGUUAAGAAGCAGAGGCCUCUUCUACCCAAGGAGACUGUUCCCACCGUACAGAGAGUGGUGUGGAAUUCCUCGAGUAAAUUUCAGACUUCGUCGCAAAAAUGGCACAUGCAGAAAGUGCAGCGGCAACAGCAGCAGCAACAGCCUCCGACCUCCACUCCAUCACAGUCUCCUCAAGGAACACGAUAUCAGACACGGCAGGCUGUUAAAGGUACCUUCUCCACUUACUAUGAAAGCCAAAGAGAGGUGUAUAUGUGGACAGGGUUCUGUUUUUGUUUUGUUUUUUCCUUGUAUACGAUUUUGCGUCUACACUUGCUUGUGGGUAUUCCUAUAGUUUGCAAAAAUCUAAACUUAAGUGAGUAGAUUACGGCCAUCAUUUAUUACUCGAUGAAAUGUCUGAUUUCUUGCCAACUGUGAAAGUUGCUUUUUUUUUUUUUUUUUUUGAAGGAUGGUAAACAAGUUGACGUUUAGCAGAUAAUUAUGGGAAAUGUGUUCAACAUCAGUUGAAAUACCAAAGUUAAGACAGAUCUGUUGUAGCCUAUGAUGUGAAGCGUGUGUAUCUAAUGAUCCUUCUCCAUUUGUUCCAGCGGUACAACAGAAAGAAGUCACACAAACUACUACGACAUCGACCAUAACGCUGGUGACCAGCGCGCCUCCUAUGGCUGUAGUCACCAGCCCAGCAAAUGCCUUAACCACUUCAAUAAAUACAGACCUGCCCAUUGCAACUGCGUCUGCUGAUGUUGCUGCCGAUAUUGCUAAAUACACAAGCAAAGUAAGUUUGUAAUGCUAGGUUGCUGCUUCUUAAUGCAGAACAAGAUAUCCUUGUCGAGAUGAACUAACGUUUAUUUAAAAAUUAUUAAAGCCAAGACAUUACUUCUCACGUUUUUUAAUGGAAUCCAAGUAAUCCUAUAUACAUUAUAUAUUUUCUUUUUAAAGAAUGUCUCUAAUUGUAGUCUGCCACUCAGUGUACAAGCUCCCUGUAUAAUGUGUCCCUCUAAAUAUAGUGUCUGUGUUGUUUUCCUCUGUAUACGUGUUUCUCACUGUAAUGUGUCCAUCAGUAUAUUGUUCCUGUGUCAUUCCGUAUAUUGCUGCUUAGUUAACGUUGUAACAAGCAUUCCACAGGAAUACAUUGUCAAGUGCUAGAUGUUUGGACAGUCCUGGUAUUUGCGGUCCCAUGUUCUGCAUGUUAACUUCUCAGAUGUUUAUCACAUUUGCUAUCCAGUGUUGAUUUAGAAAUGUCUACCGCACUAUAUAUCUUAAUUCUAUGGUUUCUCUAAAGAUGCCAUUAAUAUUUUUUUAUUUUUUAUUUUUUUCCUUUCCCCUUUAAAUAGAUGAUGGAUGCCAUUAAAGGGACGAUGACUGAAAUAUACAACGACCUGUCCAAAAACUCUACUGGUAGCACUAUAGCAGAGGUAUGUCAGUUAUUCUACAACUGCCUUCAAAUAUUUAUAUUUACAAAUUAAUGCAAAGUAUGUCAAAUAAAAUGUCCCAACACGAACAGCUGUCAGAACAAAGUUGCAAUUUGUUGUUUUUUUGGGGUUUUUUGUUCGGUCGCCGCUAAAGUUGAACAAAUACUAUAACUCCACUUUGGGACAAUAUAUAAUAUUGUCUAAGGUGCUCUGCCAGCAAUAGUGAAAAAAAAAGCUACAUUGUUCCAUGUUAGCAUUUUUCUUUUUAUGUAGAUUCGACGUUUACGGAUCGAAAUUGACAAACUACAGUGGUUGCAUCAACAGGAGCUCUCCGAGAUGAAACAUAACUUGGGUAAGAAAAUUCACUUUGCAGAAUCUGUCUGUUCACUGAUCUGGUUAGUCCGUAUUUGCUGUAUGUCAGUGUUUAUUUUGCAAGGUCCUUAUUUGAUGUGUGCUAUGCCAACGGUGAUCUAACUGGCCAAGAUCAAUGAACGCUUCUCUUAUUGAUACAGAGCUUACCAUGGCUGAGAUGAGGCAGAGCCUGGAGCAGGAACGGGACAGGCUGAUAGCCGAAGUAAAGAAGCAGACAGAACUCGAAAAACAACAAGCGGUCGAUGAGACAAAGAAGAAACAGUGGUGUGCCAACUGCAAAAAAGAAGCCAUCUUUUACUGCUGCUGGAACACCAGCUACUGUGACUACCCAUGCCAGCAAGCCCACUGGCCGGAACACAUGAAGUCUUGCACACAAUCAGGUAUAUACACCGAGGAAUUAGUUAUAUAGAGUGACUGCCAAUCACUUGGAUGAACUGUGAUGAAGCAUGGCCACAGUUGAAUGAGGUGGCUCCAUGUAUUUUUUUGAGUGUAAAUUGGGAGGAGUGAAGUACAUAACACUUACCACUUUUUAUAUAUUUUUGCUCACUGUAUGCGUAGAAACUUGGCCUGUUUGAAAAUGUACCGUGGCAUGGCCCAUCAGAUGAAUGAUUGUUUUUUUCCCAAUCAUCUUGUUUCUGUCAUUGUAUUACAAUGGGUGCCUACAUUAAAGGAACACUCCAAGCUCUAUAUUCACGACAGUCUGCUGCAGUUUUUACGAUGCUUGGAGUACCCUGGCACCCUUUCAGUGUAAGUAGUCAGACCAGUUAGUUGCUGCUUGGUAUCUUACCUGGAGACCUUUGGGCACACACCACCUUCAUAUGGAAGCUCCAUCACUGAUCCUAGCAUGGCUGUGCAGUGAGCUGGCCCUGCCCUGCAGUACUUAGACCAGUGGAGCUCACAGAAGCUCCACGAAGGAACGUCCAUCUGAAUAGGUGGUGGCAGUGCCCAGCAGAACCCAGGCAAGUUGUCAAACUGUUCUUAAAACACUUUCACUACUUACAAUGGGAGGAUGGCAGGACACGUCUGACGGCAUUACUAUUAUUGAAUAAAAAUGAUAAUUUCAGAAAGUAAAUGUUCAUACCUUAAAUGGAAAUAGUAUUCUUUCACCAUAUUCCAUUUCAAAACAUGCACUAAUGGAGUUUGGCUUUUUCUCAAGAACAAAGAUCCCAAGACACAUUCAUUUGCAUUUAUUUUAUUUUAUCACCACUAGGUGGUGCUGGGUAGGCUUCAACCUCAUUGACUGCCUUACAAAGUUAGAAUGCACAACUUUUUGUCAACAGCACAAUUUAUCUCCUGUUUUUCAGUAAUAUCAAUACAACUAAGACGUUUCCAUUUUCACUGCUGAUAUGGACAUUGUAUUUGUGUGCAGUUAGCCUGAUACAUUUGUGACCUGUGAAUUAUUUAUUUAAUCACAUUUGCAGCCACAGCGACACAGCAAGAAGCUGAGCCAGAACUUAGCGCAGACAAAUCGGCACAGCCUUCAGCGGGCGCACAGCCACAACCAACAGAGGCUGCCACAACACCAAAAGAAAAGGAGAGUGCAGCUGACAAAAGCAAAGAGAGUGUCACUGUACGUAUCGCGGGUCGAUAGAUUUUCCAAAUUCAAAGUGAGUGAAGUCAGGUGUGUGUCUGUGUGUCUGUCUGUCUGCAGGUGGAUGGAGACCCUUGCUUGCAACCCAUCUCUGAAAUGCUUCACUUUUUUCUUUUACAAUUAACCCCUUAAGGACACAACUUCUGGAAUAAAAGGGAAUCAUGAUGGAAUAUUUCCGUCAUGUGUCCUUAAGGGGUUAAUCAUUCAUGCAGCAUUUCUAGGACAGAGAACAUGGUUUGUUUGUUUUUCUUCUUAACUUUCUUCACAUGUUCUAGAACUUUGGACAAACUGUUUUCUUUAAAUGCAUCUUGAUUCUUCCUCUCCAAUACUUUAUUUAAAGUCCUAUUUACCUUUUUUUUUUUUUUUUUAUAAAACAAAAGUGAAAUGUAAAGAUCAGUGUAGUUUUAUAUAAAACAAAGUAAAAAAUAAAAUAAAACCCUUAGGAACUGUGAAAUAUAACAUCCGAACAAAUUAAAGCCAGAACAACCAGAAUAGCAAACACUCUGGCAAUUAAUGCAGGUUUUCUAUUAUACACUCUGAAAAGUAAAUCUUCCGUUUUCUUGACAUGUAAUAAUUACAAAAAUAAUGCAGAUCUGUUCACCUGCUACACAAAUACUUGCUGAAGUCCUGUAGCAUAAUUUGUUGCAGAAAUGAAACAAGUGCUACUUGUUGGUGAAGUCUUAAUUUUACCAUCAGAGUGGAAAAUGUAACAACAUUUUAACCCUCUGUGGGAUUCGUCAUGACGAGGCUGAAUAAAAUGCAUCGAUCUGUCCCUCAUUGUAGAGUUAGACAGAUCGAGGCCUUGAGAUAAGUCGUAAGUCUAAAACAUAUCUAAUUUUUCUUUCCUGGAGGAAUUGAGCCUUUUCUCUCAUCAUAGUCCUUAACAAAAACAGUAAACUGUAUAGUUAACAUAAAAAUAAAUUCACAGUUCUAAUUUACCUAACAUUUUUUUUAAAAUGUGAUUUGUUUUCUCAAAGUUUUAGAGGAUAAUAAAAACCUUGAAUGAACAUCACAAUCUCAAAUUUGAUUGUUCUGUAUUAUAAUACCCCCUCUUAAAAAAACAAAACAAAACAAAAAAAACUACUAAAUCAAUUAAAAGAUCAUUUGGACGUAUCACAAUUUUAUUUUUGUAAAUAGACCUACAGCAACACAACAUGAUUCACAUGCCCAUAGAUGUACCCUGUUUAUUUAAGAGAGUGCAUUAAUAAAAUAUUUUAGGUGACUUUGACUUAUGGGAUUGGGUAAGUAAGUGUUUUAGAAUAAUUAUUUUAUACACAAAUAAACAUUUAGCUUGAUCUAAACCCACAUGAUAUCAGGUUAAUUGCUUUGCAGCUCUGUGAUACACUCACCACACAUUACUGUGAGUUUUAGUGAUACUUACCAAAUAUUGAGAGUUUUAUUGAUGUGGAACUCUGUGAUACUCAUAUAUAUAUACCACACACAUUCAUACAAAUCUAACAUUCUGUGCUCUUGGAAAACAAAAAUGCACAGGUUAGGAAAGAGGGACAGGGGCGUUGGGUUCCCAAGGAGAGACAUUCCUAUCAAAAGAGGAUCACAUGAAAGUAUGUGUGGCCUAUUGUCUUCGACAGCUGUCACUUUCCACAUGGUAAUGUAGUAGCUUCCCUGUGCUGUCUCUGCAGAUAGCAACAGGUCUGACAAGCAGCCAGCCAAUUAAACUGGUCCAAGUGCCGCAGACCACCACCUAUAUCCCAACUACUCAACCCACAAUUGUAAGUACCACCAUCGUCAUUAGUCUGCCAUUAAUGUUGCUGGCAUUCGAGUAGUGUAGUAUUUCAGUGUCUCUUUACCUGUGUUGCUUCUGCAAUAUGAUUUCACAGCCCCUUGAUCCCGUCCCAAUCUCGCACUGCUGUUUGAAAGCUUUGCUGUGUUCUUUAUAAUUUUUAUUUUUUUUUACUUUCCCUUUAAGUUUAAUUUAUUCGCUUCUCAUUUCAUUAUUGGCCGCAGCAUGAAAUUAACCAUGACUUUUCCCUCCCAGGUUAUAUUGCACCGACAUUUCGCUUGCACCUGUAUGUAAUAGAAUUGUGCGGUACAAAUCUAAUGUAUAUAGUAGUGUGUUUUCUUGUUAUUGUUUUUGGGGGAGAAGGGGGAAGUGGGAGUGGACAUGUGCCUGUGUAAGACUAGGUGCUGUGGGGCGGGGAGGGGGGUACAAUCUCACCCUACAUCCCCAGUUUUUACCAAGUGAACAUAUGAGUUCUAGAGAUGUCGCGAACCGUUCGCGAACGUCCCGCGAACGGCUCGCCGCGGUAGCUCCGGUCAGUUGACACAUCCCGGCCAAUCUCCAGCAGACCCUCCCUCCCAGAUCCUCCCACCUCCUGGACAGCAUCCAUGUUGAAGGCAGCUUCAACAUGGAUGCUGUCCAGGAGGUGGGAGGGUCUGGGAGGGAGGGUCUGCUGGAGAUUGGCCGGGAUGUGUCAGCUGACCGGAGCUUGCCGCGAACGGUUCGUGGCGAGCCGUUUGCGGGACGUUCGCGAACUGUUCGCGACAUCUCUAAGUCCCUCUCCAUAUUUCUGGUGGCAGUGGUGGGAUCCCCACACUUUCCACAUUUUUUCAAAUUAAAAGUUUAUUCCCUAAACAUCAGAUUAUAGUAAAUUGUAAACUGAAUUAAGAAAUAUAGUCAAAACGUGCUGAUUUGGAAAAAUUCUUCAACUCCUCAUUAGUCACAGCCAGCCUGUUGUAUUAUAUUAUAUAAUUUAGUAUUUAUUGAGUCAAUCCUUCAGUGUAUUCUCUGCACAUGCAUUAUUAAUAUCACUAGUAUAAUAUUCAUUUGGCAAACAUUUCUUUCCUGUAGCAUAGAGUGUUCUCUGCGACAUUUAAUAUAUUUUUUUCAGAAAUGUGUAAGUUACACCGAUAAAAAUAUUUACUGAGCAGAAACAAAUUGUAUCUGGCAUGGCAGAAAAUAGGGCUAGGCUUUAUUAUUAUUAUUAAUAAUAUAUUUAUAUAGCGCCAACAAAGUCCCUAGCGCUUUACAGUGGGUACUUUACAAAAAAAAUAAACAAGUUAAAUAUAUAUAUUUUGUGAUAAAUUUUAUUAAGAUUUUAUUGAGGAAAGCACAUAACCUAUGCAAUCAAUAACUUUUAUAGAUUAAUGUUGGGGUGCCAUUGUCAGGUAUAAGGAAAGAAAAUGCAAGUUCUAUUUAGAGGAUAAAAGUAGAUAUAGAAUGAGAUGCUCAAAAAAUAAAAGGAUCCAGCACUAACCCCCUAGUCGUCUUUAUCUCUUCUUUCCCAUUCUGUAUCUUAUGCUGCAUUCCAUGAUCGGUACCAAGUGUAGAAGCAGAAUGUGAUUCACGUUCCUUUUUUUUUUUUUUACCACAAUCUACAUUGUCAGCUCUCUCUUAAAGGGACACUAGUCACCAGAACAACUGCAGCUUAUUGUAUUUGUUCUAGUGAAUAAAAUCGCUCCCUUUAAGCUUUUUGCUUUUUGCAGUAAACAUUGUCUUUUCAGAGAAAACGCAGUGUUUACAUUACAGCCUAGGGAUACCUCCACUGCUCACUCCUCAGAUGACUGCUAGACAUGCUUCCCGUGGCACUGCUGCACACUGUGCAGUACUGCCAUUCAGUGUCUCCAACCCCUGCAUGGAGACAUUGAACUUUCCUCAUAGAGAUGUAUUGAUUAAAUGCAUCUCUAUGAGGAGAUGCUGAAUUGCCAGGGCUGUGUUUGGCUUGUGUUGGCUCUGAUCAUGAUCUGCCUUCCUGACAGUCUCAGCCAAUCCUAUGGAAAAGCAUUGUGAUUUCUCAGAACAACACUUUUGAUGAUGAUGAUGAUGUCAGGUAUGAAGGCAGAUCAGUGGCAGGGACAGCAGCUGCAGACUAGAAUACAAGUAAGAUUUUACUAUACUUAGGGGGAGGGGGGACUUGAUGGUGGUUUUAGCACUAUAGGGUCAGGAAUGCAUGUUUGUGUUCCUUUAAGUACAAGCAUAUCAAUGCCAUGUACUGUAUAAGGUAAACACACAAUAAUAAGACGGUUACAAUAUAACACAAAAAAAACCUUCACAAUACCUUUUCUGAAUGACUGCAACUAAUGUGUUGUCUAGUGGCAUUUGUAAACAUAGUCCUUUCUUUCUUCUGUUACAGACCAUCCCGGUUGUAGUGAGUCCGAACACAGGAACCGUUGCGGUGAGGGCAGGUGUCCAGUACGUUCAAACCACCGUGCCAGUACAAGUUCGGAGAGUGUAG